Molecule: messenger RNA, 78026 nt
Organism: Podarcis lilfordi (Lilford's wall lizard)
Lineage: Eukaryota; Metazoa; Chordata; Lepidosauria; Squamata; Lacertidae
Source: the annotation of a GenBank genome assembly
UUACUUAUGCAGUAAUGUGUUAGCUUGUUUAUCAAGGGCCUACAAAGCGUUCCAGGCCUACAAAGUGAGUAGCCUUGCCUUUGAUGUAAGUACUUAACAGUCUGAUCCUUAAAAUAGUGGACAGAGACAGGCUGAUACUGGGUUUACCUAACCCUGGCAGAUAGUUUACUUAAAAAGAUACACCCAGGGUAUUAGUAGGAAAGUGUACUUGGAAGAUAAUACACGUUACCUUUACUCCAGGGCAUUACCUUAGAAUUGCACACCACAAAUCAAUACCUUACAGUUCAAUAGCCUUGUAGAAGUUUUAUCAGAAGAAAGUUUCAGUGAGUUCAGUGAGGGUAUUUCCAAGUCACUGGGCAUGGCAGGGCCUUGUUAGUGGUGCCCUCAGGGCAGCACUUUGGGUAGAAGUCCAGGGUUCACUCAGCAAAAUGGGUAGGAGUGCCUUCAAAAGCAGCAAGUCUGGCUUACCACAUUUUGAGAUAACUGAAAAGUAAUGCAGCAUACAUUUUCAUCAUGGGCAUAGCCAGGAUUUUUGUUAGGGUGGGCAGGCCUUUUGUUGAGUGGGGUGGGGGGUAGAAUCUGUUUGCUAUAUUAUAUAUUUUUUUGUAUUUAUUGAUGGGGGGGGCAGCUGCCCCUCCCUGUCUACAUCCAUGUAGCCCCAUCCAUGUAGCCCCUCCCUUGGCUACAUCCAUGAUUACCCUGUAACUGGAGGGCAAUUAAGUUCAGUACUGGAGCUGCGUACCGACCAAAUGUAAUUAAAGCACACACAGGCACCGGAUCCUGGGAGCUGUAGUUUAAGUGUGCUGGGAAUUGUAACUGAGUUUGCAGGAUUCUUGAGGGGGGCGGGGAGAGAGACACGUGCUUAACAUGUAUGGUGUGCAUACAGCCCGAGUCGCAAUUUUAUUCAAGUAAUAAGUAUGCGUAUAGGAUUGCCAUUUAAGGUUGCGGCAGUCUAGAACAAGUUUAAAUUUUUUUUAAAAAUUGUCCAGUAGUACCUUAAAGACCAACACAGUUUGUUCUGGGUAUAAGCUUAGGUGGUCUCUAAGGUGCUACUGGACAAUUUAUUAAUUUCGACUGCGUCAGACCGCUACCUACCUGAAUCUAGAACAAGUUUAUUAUGCACUCGCUUACUUUUGACCUGGAAUCCAUAGAUCCAUUUAGCUUAUUUUAUUAAAAAAAGCGCCUUUAGUUUAGAUUAGGAACUUAAUGCUGUGAUCGGAGGCGGGGAGGUGCAUCCUGAUCGGGCUACAGAGAGUUAAAAAUCCCCGGGUGCCUAUUGGGCAGGCUGGGCGGAGAUUUGCCAUUCAGAUCCUGUAGGAAGUAAGUUGCUGAGUCUUGGAAAGAGAGUAAAAAGAGAGAGUUCCAGUAAAGGAAGGGGGGGAAAGGAGACGCGGAGAGAGAGAGAGGGGAGCACAAACCACUAGUCAGAAAUUCAGAUGCAAAAUCAGGCGGAGAUGUUGAAGAGGCUGCUAAGGCAGGGCCUGGGAGAACUCGGCGGAUGAGGAGUCGCGCAACUUUCCGAGUCCCGGGAGAAGUGCGCGGCGGCGGCGCGGGCGCAACAAGGCGAGCAUUGCGCGAGAUGGAGCCUGCUGUGGAGGUGUAAGGAAGGAGGCAGUGUCUUCUCUCCCCCAUUUCUCUCGUUCUUUACACACACGCGCGCGCACCCCUUUAUCUUUUGCAUUGGGUGCUCCGGACGAGGCAGGAAUGCCCAGGAUCGCGCCUCUUCCCUUGGCCGAGCCGACCGGUGCCUGCAGCCGCUCUAGCGGUGGCCUUUGCUGAAGGAGCGCCGCCGCUCUCUCCCCUUCUCCCGGCGCAGCUGCACAAAAGACUUUCGAGGAGCCUUUUUAUUUUCCCCUUCUCCAGCUGCGGUCGUCAUGUCCCGGCGGAGGGGGCUCCUGCCUUACCCCGCCGCCGCCGCCGCCUGCGUAUACAUCUUCUCCCUCUUCAACACUGUUAGAGGUUAGUGGAUGGCUUCAAAACCAGAAUUAUAAUAGAGAGGAAUGGUAUUUUGAAAAUAAAACUGCUUCGGAAGGUGUUUGGGUAUAAGGGAAUAUGUGAAGCUGCGUCUUAGUCCCCAUCCCCCAGCAACAGGGUUUUAAAGCUUGGCAUACCGAGUGGGAGACAAACUAAUGGAAUUAGUUGUUGAAUAUUUAAGAGAGGUGUGCACGAACUCCAAAAGUGAUUGAGGAAGAAAGUUAAGUCGGUGGGGCUACUCUUUUUAAUAUAUAUUUAAAAUAAUGUGACUUAUUCCACAUUGUUGAUGAUUUGAAUUACCCACACUGCCCUUCUGGACAAGAUUCCUAGGGUGUGAAAACAGCACAUAUAAAGACUUUGCAUAAAUAUUAAAACAAAACAGCAUGUGGGGGGGGGGGGAAGGAAGUUGUGGAUAAUCAUUCUGGACCAUUGGUGGGGAUCCUGUGGCUCUCCUGCUCCCAUUAGCCCAGCUUGCUUAGCCAAUGGUUUGGCAUUAUGGGAGCUGUAGUUUGACAAUUUCUGGUGUGCGAUAGGCUCGCCAUCUGACCCCUGCUCUAUACAAUAGAGAAAAGUAGUUAUCAAUAAGUCAUCGUAAGUUCUCGAAGGUUCUAGUACAAAAUGUAAAAGGUGUAAUGAUGUAGUUGAAUCAGACUUAAUUGCAGCCUAUCCUAUGCUUGUUUGUUCAGUAGAGCUGAUGUUUGUUGUUUUGGAGAGGCAUUUGGGAGUGGAAACGAGUGAGUGACUAAGCAUCAGUUUGCCAAGUAUCUUGGGCAACCACUUGCCAAAAGUAAAGGCAGGAGAAGCAGAAGCCAAAGAUGGUUGGUAGUGCUGCAUUAAGAAUGCAGGUGCCAAGUUUUCACAAUGAGGCAUGCGUAGGCCCCUGGAGUGAAUUUGCAAAAGGAAAACUUCACAUAUAUAGUAUAUAUACUGUGUAUAAUCAUAGGCUAUGCAUGAAGACUUCCCUCACAGAAAACAUCUUGUUUUCAUGCACACUAUAAUGCAUCCUUUACAAAGAAAGACCACUUGGGAAAAGCAGCCACCAAAGAUGGGUCAUGUUUAUCUUGCAGCACAAGAGAGGCUUCUGUGGUGGGUUUUUCCAUCAGAGCCAAGCUGUAGAAGUGUUUAUCGUGCUAGAGCUGGCUGUCACAUAAGGUCUUUUAUAAAAAAAUAGGAGCUGGCUUCAUAUAAACAUGUUCACUUCCUAUGUUACUUUACUGAAAUUGUGUUUUAAAAAAUGUAUAGGGGGAAGUGUUUUCUGAAUGACCAGAGAAGCAGAGACUUGUAAUAUGUCAGUGGCUUGACAGGAGUUGGGCAGCACUCUGUAGCUGGCCCACAAAAUGUGUGUAUCAACAGUGUUUGGAUGUUGGUUUCUCAAGCAAGCCAGGGUUGGAAUUAUGCCCUGGAAUUAUGCUUGUUGUAUGCUACCUCCCACUGCAUGCUUCACUUAGAAAUGGUUGUACGCCUUUAAUACUGCUGCAUAAAUAGCAGAUUAUUCCUGCUCAGAUUGACUGCUCUUGCCCAGAUGUUGUGCAGAAAAGAUCCCGUAGGCUGCUGCUGUCCCAAUAUCACAUGCCUCUGGCUUGUGAGUAUUGAAUGGCUGAAUGUGUUCUAGUGCACGGCCAGUGAAGUUGCAGAGAUGCCACCCUCUCUCUGGUCUGCUGUCCCAGAUCAGCUACUGAGCAAGCUGAGAUCUGAUGUUUCAUCUCUCAUCUUGAAAAAUAGGUGUACAUCGUUUAGCACUUCAAAAACAAGUAGAUAUAAUGCAUGAGUUUUUAAUACUUACUUUGCACCCCUGUCAAAAUUGUAUCCCUCCCUCACACACCCCCAACAUACAUAUGUCCCUCUCACAAACCGCACACAGGCAUAUUUAUUCCCUUCACACACCCACCCCAAACAUACAUACAUCACCCCACUCUCUCAGCCCAAAUGCAUAUCCCUCUUCCUUUGCGAUUACACAUACAGUAGAACCUUCGGUUGUGAACAUGAUCUGUGCGGGAGGCACAUUCGCAACCCGCAGCGCAGUGUCUGCACACACGUGUGUUGCGAUUCGGCGCUUAUGCGCAUAGCACGACUUAGUGCUUAUGCGCGAGUGCCAAAACCCAGAAGUAACCCGUUCUGAUACUUCCGGGUUCAGCGCGGUGCACAACCCGAAAUUGCAUAACCUGAAGCGUCUGUAACCUGAGGUACCACUGUACACAUAGGCUAUAUCUUCAUGCAUAACCUUUCUCAGAUCAAACAUACAUAUGUUCUCCCCUCACCCCUUCUCAUACACAGACCAACAGAAUAAGGGAUGACUUCGGGACAACUUUAGAUAUGUCAGUGCCUGUUCUCUUGGCAGAUGUCUGUCAAAGAGCUGUGUUGGGACUAUUGUUGUUGAACUGGUUUGUAAAUGAACUGUACUGAAAUAUGACAGGGCUUUUAAUUUAUUUUUUGGUAGAAUAAAAACAUAUUCUCUUGUAUGCUAGUGUCAUUACCAAGUCUUUAUCAGGGCCUCAUAGAGGUCUGCUCCUUCAGAUAAGGGAUCUUCAACUCUCCCUUAUGCUUUCCUCUUUGUCAGGCAUCCCCAGGAGAUAGUGGUGAAGAAAGAGAGAGCUGGGGGAAUAUGAAAGAUAUCCUUAGAAAAACUCGCCAGUAGUAGCCUCUCAUAGUGACCAUGCAAAUAAUGGCCAAUGGGAAACAUUCUGAACUGAUCUUUUAGGAUUUCAAAAUGCUUGGAAGUUUAUUCUAUAGAAUCUGUAUCCUUGGAGUCUGUAUCCCAUUGACUGUCUCUCAGUUUUGCCCACUAUAUGUAUUAUUUCUGUUUACAAACUGGCAUGUCUCCUCUUUCUUGGCUCAGAUGUUUUUAGGGUUAGCAAAUAAGCACCUAUAAAUUAUGGGCCUUUCUAAAUGUCUUGUGGAAUGUGUGUACUUCCCCCUGCUUCCUUUACUGUUCUAAUUGCAAUAUUUGUAAAACCUCUAUUUGGCUUUUGUUAUGAGGUUUAAGAAUAUUGAGAAGUGGCAAAUCCCUUGCCAAAUUUCUCCCUUAAAAAAAUAUGUAGAAUCUGGUGCUGGAGUUGUUUGAGACUCCUGUUUUUACUUUGCUAUUUGGCAGGGGAGGGGGGAAUUCAAGUAGUUUGAGUCAAAGCAUUGCACACCUUACUGUUGGCUCCAGUUGUCACUUCUCUGCACCAUUGUUCUUUGUUAAAUGAGUGCCGCAGCUUGUUGAUAUCUAGUGUAUUUUAUUCUAUAAUAACAUUUUAGGAAGCUCCCUAAAAGCCUAGAUAAUUUUUUUUGUGCUUUUCCACCUGACAGUGUAUUUGUCAGUGGCUACUUCCAGAUCAAUUGGUCUUUUGUAAGAUACAAAUAGAAAUUGAAAUCGACUUUCCACAUGUUUGUGAGCGUUGCUGUUUUUUGCUUGCUUGCUUUGUUUUCUGUGUUUUUAAAGUAAGCAAACCAUUGGCUUAGGAUAUUUCAAUAUCUUUUUAUUUAUUUAAAAAUAGAUACAUGGAUAAGUAUACAGUGGUACCUCGGGUUACAUACGCUUCAGGUUACAUACGCUUCAGGUUACAGACGCCGCUAACCCUGAAAUAAUAUACCUUGGGUUAAGAACUUUGCUUCAGGAUGAGAACAGAAAUUGUGCUGUGGUGGCGCGGCAGCAGCAGGAGGCCCCAUUAGCUAAAGUGGUGCUUCAGGUUAAGAACAGUUUCAGGUUAAGAACAGACCUCCAGAAUGAAUUAAGUUCUUAACCCGGGGUACCACUGUAUUAGGUGUGGGGAGGGCAAAGUCUGAAGGCAAAGUCAUUCUGAAAGACAUAAAUCUCUUGACUACCAGAUACUGGGGGCUCACAACAGGGGACGGGCCAUAAAACUUUUCUUGUGUACCACUCUGAAUAAUUUGGUUGGCUACAGUUUGUAGUACUGAUGGCAAAUUUCUGGCUCACCAGCCUGCCAUCAGCCCAAAUCAGCCUGACCAAGUAUUGGGUGUGGUAGGACUUGCAUUCCACAAUGCUAGUCUUAUAGACAGAUGUUGAGGUAGAUGGGAUCAGAACAUCCUUGAUAAUUGUGUGUAAAACAAGCUUGUUUUUUAAGAGCUGAGUGAGUUUCCACCAGAUAAAUUGGUCAGUUACUGUCAUUCCUUUGUCCUUUGUCUAACAAACGCUGGACCUUUACUAUAUUUCGUUAUAGCUUCCACCCGUGGUAGGUACUAGUGUACCUGAGGUUUAAUUGUGGGUAAUACAGAUACCUUGUGUUCACAAAGUCUGUUGUUGUGACCUUAACAGCAAUGAAAUAAAUCUUGCCCUUCUCAAAAUAACUUUGACUGAAAAUAAACAAACUGUGGUUUCCUCCACCCCACCCCCCACACCUCAAGUUUAUCCUUGGGAUGUCUGUGUACAGGAAAUCUUUAAAUAUCAUCACAUUUUUAUCAUCCUUUUUAAAGGAAUUGGAACUUUGCCUGUAUAUAUUAGGCGGUCAUGGAAAUAAUAUCCUCUUGGAACCAUUUUCUUUUGUCUUGGGGCAGUUGAGAAUAGCAUGCAGUCGAUUUAGAUCGAGGGUCAUCUAACCCCCAUUUCCAAGCCUUAGAAAUGGCAGUGAAGAGUUGCUUGGAUAAGACCUGCAUUGACACAGUUAUCUCUGUAGAUCACACAAGGCCGGCUGUGGCUCUGCCAUCAAAUGUCUUGCCAGUCAUAUUGCAAUUGUUCCAACAACCCACGUUUACAAAGCUGUUGUUGUUGUUGUUUAGUCGUUUAGUCGUGUCCGACUCUUCGUGACCCCAUGGACCAGAGCACGCCAGGCACUUCUGUCUUCCACUGCCUCCCGCAGUUUGGUCAAACUCAUGCUGGUAGCUUCGAGAACACUAUCCAACCAUCUCGUCCUCUGUCGUCCCCUUCUCCUUGUGCCCUCCAUCUUUCCCAACAUCAGGGUCUUUUCCAGGGAGUUUUCUCUUCUCAUGAGGUAGCCAAAGUAUUGGAGCCUCAGCUUCAGGAUCUGUCCUUCCAGUGAGCACUCAGGGCUGAUUUCCUUUAGAAUGGAUAGGUUUGAUCUUCUUGCAGUCCAUGGGAUUCUCAAGAGUCUCCUCCAGCACCAUAAUUCAAAAGCAUCAAUUCUUCAGCUACCAGCAUGCAUAUUUAUAGUGUAUUCUCUGGUUGCCCUUUUGAUUUCUUCCUGCAGCUACAUUCCUGGAUGAUUCUCUAAAAUGGUGGUUUAGACUUCAACACUUGGGGUGCAGAAUAAAGUGCUUUGAUUAGAGGAGGGCAAGGUAGAUUACAGCCUUUCAGUACCAGUACCUUUUAACUAUUAUCUCAGCCAGGUGGGGUCUCCUUAGUUACGAGAGGAUCCCAUUUGUUGGACUGUUGGAGGACUCGGUCUCAGUGACCCAGACCUAUGGACUGGACGAAUUUCAUAAGUGGAAUGGAAUCCCCCUCCCCUCUCUCUUUCUUGUUCUUAUAUUCGCUCUGUUGAGCCUAGGCUGGCCUACAUUUCAUAGUAGCAAAUUUGUGGCUCACAAAGCAUACGUAGCCAAAGGCUGGAAAAACAAUUAUUAUUUACGGUAUAUUUGCCGCAUGAAAAGAACUCUGUGGCGGGCGUGCAGGACAACAAUAGUAGAGCAGUGUCAAGGCUUGCUUUUAUUGCACUUACCCUCUGCAAUCAAUAUAGGUGUUGUUGUUGUUGUUGUUGUUGUUGUUCUGAGAUAGUCAUUCAAUGUUUCCCCCCCUCAGUAGAUUAUGGAAAGGGUGGCUUAUAUAUGGAAAGGUGUAUAUAUAUGAAAAAGAGCCUGUUGAUUCAAGGAAGAGGUCCAUCUAGUCCAGAAUUUAUCUCUCACAGUACCCAACCGAAUACCCACGGGGAGCAAAUUCAGGUUCUGCUUGUGAAACAGCACUCUGCCCACUUAUAGUUCUCAGCAACUGGUAUUCAGAGACAUAAUGCCUCAAAAAAAAAAUCUAGCAUUUUUUUUUUUAUUAAGGAGGGAAUCCUGUAGGAUACACUCCUCAGAAGCAGUGUGGUGUGAGAGCCAGCGUGGUGUAGUGGUUAAGAGCGGUGGACUCGUAAUCUGGUGAACCGGGUUUGCGUCUCCGCUCCUCCACAUGCAGCUGCUGGGUGACCUUGGAUUAGUCACACUUCUUUGAAGUCUCUCAGCCCCACUCACCUCACAGAGUGUUUGUUGUAGGGGAGGAAGGGAAAGGAGAAUGUUAGCUGCUUUGAGACUCCUUAAAGGGAGUGAAAGGUGGGAUAUCAAAUCCAAACUCCUCCUCCUCAGUUCUUAGCCUGCAAAUAUGCCUGAUGGUCACUGAUGCUAUAGUCCAUUGAUUCCUGUACUGUCAGUUUUCAGAGAGUGCUCCCCUCCCCAACCAAAUAAAUUUAUAAAUUGGCUAAACUUUGUGUAUAUAUGGAGCCAUUGACUACUGUAAACUGCUUUGCUUGUGCAUGGAAGCUGAUUUGGCAGAUAUUGAAUAAUACAUCACUUGUCUACCUGGAGGCCUGGGGAUAAAUUCAAGUAAGUCAUUCUCGGUGUAGAUCCACUGAAAUAUUUGAAGUCCACUGAUUCCAGUUGUUCUACUCUUUAGUAUGACUUAGCUAGAUGCAACCCAUAUACUGGAUCUUACUAGUUCCAGCUCUUGUUUACAAUGGAACAAGCUAAUGAUGGUGGUUAAAUAUUUGAACAUGUGUGUGGACAAUGUUAUUUUGAGUAAAGGCUUAUAGCUUGAUAAUGUUCAUGUUUACUCAGAUACAAGCUCCUUUAAGUUCAGUGAGACUUACUCCCAAGUAAAUAUUUGUAGGAUGGUAGCCCUGGUCCUGGAAUAUGUUUUCACUGCCUGUUUCUGUUGUAAAUAACUGUGCACAAUGAUCAUAUGAAGAGCCUGGCCUGGAUUUAGAUUAGGUCAUAGAUUUUUAUCCCAUCUUUCUGAGUAUUUAACCUCACAUGGUGGUUUACGCCCUCAAGCCAAACAGCCAUAUUCUAGGGAGAGAAUAUAGCAUAAGGUUUAUUAUUAUUUUUAAAAAAAUUGUUUACAAAGGUAUGCGCAAUGUCUCUUUUUUCAAGUUACAUUUUCUGCAGGUCAGUUUCAUUUGUUGAGACAUUAGGGUUACAUUAGGAAGAAAAGGGGGGGAAGAGGUGGAGGGGGCCAUGGUGCGUGGGGUUGGGGUUGGGAGGCAAUGUUUCUAUUUUACUUAAUGUAUGUGUGGGGUUGUGGGGCUGGAAGCAUGACUAACAGCCCUUCCCUCUGCUGCUGAUGUUGAGUUAUCAGCUCUGUGUAAAAGAAUUCGCUCAUUCCAGGGAACUGCCAUUUAAACAGUAGGGAUGCUCUUAUGCUGCUUCUGAAAUGCACUUUAAAAUAGCACCACUUUAGAAAAUGCAUCUGCAUAGCACACCAUGUUCUCUUCAUAGUUUCCCCUCCCCCUAAUAUUAUUCUGGGCUUUUUAAAAGGAGGAGUGCAACGGAGUGGCUUUUAGUUCUCUAUUCAUUUAUUUCCUUCUGUGUUGUUUACAGUUUAACAAGCCACAUUAACAAGAUUAUUUUAUGUACUGCCAAGCCGCCUGUGGCAAAUGACUAUAAAACAAUAUAGGGCUUCUCGAUGUUUGUAUUCAUUAUAUGGCCAGUCAAGAACCUUCCAGAUAUUGCUGUAGUAGAGCGUGUGAAUCCAGGACAAGAAUUUCCACUAGUUCAGUAAUAAAUCAAGGAAGAUGCUAGUUCAUAUUGCUUAUCACAGCAUGGUCUAUUCAAGGCAUAGCGUAAACAAGAAUGCUGCUGCAAACCUGACAUUUCAGUUGUGUUCUUAAGAACAUCAUUUGCAUAUCUGUUCCAUGAACAUGGUGUUUGAAGAGCCUGAGAAGCGUUGUGUAUAGGGUUUCUGUGACAGAACCACCAAGUCAACUGGACAACAUAGGGAAACCCAGCCCAGUGUUUUGACAAGGGAUGGAUGCCUUAUUUGGGGAGCACCAGAACACUAGCGCUUCUCUUUAUCCCCUGACUGAAAAUGCCACAGGUUUUUUUUUGCUAGGCCCCAAAGCCUGAAUUGAGCUCUGUGUCUGAUUAAAUUCAGAUCUUUGGAAAACUGAAUCUGGGACACCUGCCUCCUUCUGAAGCAUUAAGUUUCAUAUAGUGAAAAGAAUAGGGUGUCACUUCUGGACUUUGUUUGGGGAAUUCUCAGUUCUUGAGUUGGAAUGAUGUAUGCAGCCACCGCCCAAGUUUUUAAGUUUUCACAUAUCCGCACACAUUGCAAGAAAUCUACCAAGGAAGCUGUUACGAAGGGAAGCUUGAAAUCUUCCACUACAGAAUUGGAAUAUGUUCAUUCUGUGUUUGCCAUGUAGUUCAGUUCUUUCUCUUUUGAAGCUACGAUUGCUUGCAACGAGAAGUCGUGGGGGGAACUGACCGGUGCUUUUGUUGACUCGGUAGGACUGUGUACAUAUUGUCAUUGAAUUGAUCCCUCAGUGUGGAAAAAAAAGAAAUCACAAUUGUUUUAGAAUCUAGCCUUGCGUCAGGCUCUUUUUAGAUUUCGGUGUCAAUUCAAUGUCAUCAGCUGUGUUCAUUUAAUUAGAUAUUGACCCUAUUAAUAUCUGGGCACAGAAAAAUUGACACAUCAGUAUUAUUGAUAGCUUUGCCUUGUCUAUAAAUACUAUCACAUCAUAACAAAAUAGUUCUCUUCCCUUCGCUUUCACAUGUGCAAUUUUUAAGACAAAUUCAAGGAGGAGAGGGCUAUCAGUGGCUACUAUGCUCUGCGUCAACAGUUGGAGGCAGCAAUUCAUGCUUCUGAAUAUCAGUGGUUGGAAACAGGAGAGUGCUCUUGUGGUCCUGUUUUGCUCACUGGUUUCCUAUGAACGGGACGCAGGUGGCGCUGUGGGUUAAACCACAGUGUCUAGGACUUGCCAAUCAUAAGGUUGGCGGUUCGAGCUCCCGUUGCUCGGUUCCAGCUCCUGCCAAUCUAGCAGUUCGAAAGCACGUCAAAGUGCAAGUAGAUAAAUAGGUACCGCUCCGGUGGGAAGGUAAAUGGCGUUUCCGUGCGCUGCUCUGGUUUGCCAGAAGCAGCUUAGUCAUGCUGGCCACAUGACCCGGAAGCUGUACGCCGGCUCCUCGGCCAAUAAAGCAAGAUGAGCGCCACAACCCCAGAGUUGGUCACGACUGGACCUAAUGGUCAGGGGUCCCUUUACCUUUACCUUUUCUAUGGACAUCUGGUUGGCCCCUCUGAGAACAGGAUGCUGAACUAGAUGAGCCGUUGGCCUGAUCCAGCAGGAUCUUCUUAUAAGAGUGCAAGCCUGCAGGCAAUAUCUGUUUGAUUUGUUUUGCUUUGUACUUUGCCUUGGUGUUGAACAUAGCCUGCAGAUUAUUAUAGAGAUGAAACCUUGCAGCUCAAUCUGGUAGCCAAUUAAUUACCAAAGAACUACCAUAGCAAUGUGGUCCUUAACCAGAAUCGAAGUACUGAGCUUUCAGCCACUUCAGUUUAAUUGCUGGCUAUAAAUCACCUUGAAUUUUUAAGUGCAGUUGUUUAAUUGGCUGCAUGUCAGGACUCUGCAGUUUAGAAAUGAGAUUCAUCAAGAAAGAUAUGUAUCAAAGAUGUAUAAAACAGUGAACACCACAUGAGAACUUUAAUAGACCAGCAGUCUAAAACCUAGCGUAAUUAUCAAUCGAGUAAAUGGCAGCAUUUUUGAAAUGAGACAUAAUAAUAUUAUAAUAAUUUAUUAUUGAUACCCUGCCCAUCUGGCUGGGUUUCCUCAGCCACUCUGGGCGGCUCCCAACAGAAUUAAAAGCAUAAUAAAGCACCAAACAUUAAAAACCUCCCUGUUAAUUUCAUUGUUUAAAGAUGCUGUUAUGGGAUGCAGUCCUGCUCCCUUUGUGUUUUGGAGAGCAGGGAACAGAGGUGAUAUCAGCAAGAUCCUUUCCUUCCUUGCCAUGGCACAUCUGUGCUGGGAGCGCAGUUCUGCCAAGUGUGUUGAAACACAUCCAUGAUGAGAUCAUCAUAGAAUUGGCAUACUCAGCUUAGAUGUAGGUAGACAUUGGUGGAGGAAGUUGUUCUUUUGUCUUAUGAGGAGCCACAAAUGCAGAAAGGAGGUUUUUAUACCCUUGGCCAGUAAUUCAGAAAGUGCUCCAAAUUCAUGGAGAGAAGUCUCUGCUAUCAGCUGUUGUCUUGGUUUCUGUAAAAGCAAUGCUCCUUGUGAGACUGAUAGACUGAGAUACUAAAUAACGCUCCACCCCCUCAGUUGGUACAUUAUGAGACCCUUAAUCUCAGGGUCGUGGGUUUGAGACUCGAAUUGGGCAAAAAGAUCCCUACGUUGCAGAGAGUUGGACUAGAUGAUCCUCAUGGUCCCUGCCAAUGCUACAAUUCUAUUAUUCUCUUUUUGUCUCUGUGUGUAUGUAUGUGGCUUGUCUGAUUAUGGGGUGUGUGUAUUAUUUCUGCGCAUAUACACACUGACUUUUGUGUUUUAUUGGCUAUUGUCCAGGAUAAACAAACUGCCCUGCAUAACAUGGAUAUCCGGUGGAAAUUCUUAUAUUAAUACUUUAAAGGAAUAAAUAGGUCACAGCGAUGAAAUGAGAUAGUUAUGUAACCUGCAUGUGCGUUCAGACACAUAAUUAAAUGCCAUGUUAUUAAAAGGUCAAGUUCAGAUCAGUGCAGUUUACUCAGUUCAACCAGAAUCCAUUCAGAUCUUAAAUAGUCUUAAAAUGAGGGGUGCCUGUGAUUCCUCUUUUUAAAAGCAAGUCAAUUGACCUCCACAAGUUCUUGUAUUCCAUUGAAUAACCUAGACAUAUUUUAUUUAAAUAGAGUUCCAUAAUUUUUCCAGACAAACUUUUGCCCACAGUUAGAUUUCUAAAAUUCCAUUGAGUAUGCGCAGCCACAGAAAAACACUGUAAUUUACACAGCACUUUCAGCGUGCUAACUCACCAAUGUUUUUACCACACUGCGAGCAGGGUGGGGAAAAUUCAAAGCAUCUGGUUGCCAUGUGCCUAGAAAGUUUGUGCUGGUGCUUAGGAAUUUGAAAUAUUUGCUAGAAAGGUGCCUAGGAUUUUUCUUCUCUCAAAUACUGGCCUGCUGCUUACAGUGUAAGAUGCAUCUUUUUAUUCUGUCAGGGCUCCUGUACCUGUCUCUUAACAUCUGUGCAACUAGCAGAAAUAAACACUUUCCCUUAUCAUCCCAUCUCCGUGCCAUGAAUGGGAAAGUUACGACUGUUGACUUUUCGUCUCUCAUGUUGCUGUUUAAAGGAGCCCUGCUAUAAAAAUUCUGGGUACUGGUGGUAGAUAGGAAUAUCACUUUGUCAGAGGAUUCUUGUCCAAACACAUAGGAAGGUAAUACAGUGGUUCCUUGGGUUACAUACACUUCAGGUUACAGACUCCGCUAACCCAGAAAUAGUACCUUGAGUUAAGAACUUUGCUUCAGGAUGAGAACAGAAAUCGUGCUCUGGCGGCGCAGCAGCAGCAGCGGGAGGCCCCAAUAGCUAAAGUGGUGCUUCAAGUUAAGAACAGUUUCAGGUUAAGAACGGACCUCCGGAACGAAUUAAGUACUUAACCCGAGGUACCACUGUAUGGUUGUUUGGGCUGAAAAAACCCCACCCCAAAACUUUGAGGCUUCAGUACAGUGGAAUACUUUGGUGAUCAGACUAUCUCAAAGUGCACGGUGUGGCUUUUAAAAUAACCCUCAUUUUAAAAUAACCCUUAUUUUAUUUAUUAAGUUUAUAUCCCAUCCUUCUUCCCAAAGGCGCCCAGAGUGGCAAGUCUUAGCUCCAAGCAUUGAAAAUGUUAAGUCGUUCAAAUGCUGACUGACUGCCUAUAGAAACAUUAAUUCCUAGCACUAAAAACAACCUAACCUAGCAUGUUUUUAGCUAAAUAUGGGAGUUUUUGAUAACUUGCUAGGCAAGGGCUGUUUAUUUAACCUUUUCUUAGUAGAAAACAAGCAAUUACCUCAUUUUUAUAAAGCAACAAAUGCAGGCUUUUUUGGGGGGGGGGGGGGAGCAAAGUCAUCACACAUCAAGAGAAAGAUAUUCCUAAAGGGUUGUCUCUAAUAAAGUCAUACUUAGAGUACACUCACUGAAAUCUUUGUAGUUAAAUUAGUCAUGGCCAUUGAUUUCAGUGCGUCUGCUGACUGCAAUCCUGUCCAUGUCUACUCAGCCUUAGUUUUGUUUCUGAUCUGCCGUAUUUAUUCUGGUGUGAAUAGUAACAAGCACCCUGUUAUUUCUCAUGGGGUUUUUUUUGGUCAAUUUCUCUGGUUUGCUCUCUUAAAGGUCUCAAUAUUUGCACAAGUGGCAGUGCUACCUCCUGUGAAGAAUGUUUGCUUGUUCAUCCCGAGUGUGCUUGGUGCUAUAAAGAGGUGAGUUGUCACUUUUCUUUGGUCCUGCUUACUUUAAAACUAGCUUUGUAUAUUUGCAGCCUAGAAUCCUUAACCUCAGGUGUUUUUUGUACAAGGCAGACUGGUCAACAGAUUACUUCCUUAGUUCCUGUAUUAAAUCAUAGCUUCCUCAGUUCCUGUACUAAAUCAUAAACAACACCAAGGGUGCGACGCCAAGCCUCUGCCCAAAAUCUCCGUUUUAAUUCUAGCCUGAAGAGGAGUUCUGUGUAACUCAAAUGUUCACAUGUCUUAUUGUGAACCUUGCUGUUAAAUAAGUUUGUAAUUACCUAUAUAAUAACACUUAAUUGACCAUUUGAGGCAAUGGUGCCAGGAAGUUGUAUUUUUUUCUCCCCUCCCCCUUUGCAAUAAAAAUGGCAUCAGUAGUAUGCAGUCCAAGCAAAAAGAAAUGGUUGAUAACUAACAUUAGUCAUAAUAGACCCACUGAAAUCAAUGGGCUUAAGUCUAUUGAUUUUAAUGGUCCAACUCUUUUAAGAUUAGUUAAUAUUAAUAUUUCAAUUACCGUAUUUUUCUCUCCUUAGGGCGUACUGGACCAUAGGGCGCAUCUAGUUUUUAGGGAGGGAAUUAUCCCCCCCCCCAGGUCCAGAAGCGGCGGCAAGAUUGUGCGCAACCUCGCCGCCGCUCCCGGAGCUUGCAGGGCUAGAGACGGGGGAAGCCCGAGCUUCCCCUGACCCCAGCCCCCAGAACAGGCAGCUAUCCGCAAGCCUUCCGAGUGCAGCGGGAACUUCCGAGCACAGCAGGAUGGUUGCCUGAAGCCCGGCGAGCACAGCGGGAAUUGGCGCAGCACUCGCCGGGCUUCAGGCUGCAGGUUGCUGUCCGCAAGCCUUCGGAGCGCUCCGAAGGCUUGCGGAUAGCUUCCUGAAGCCUGGAGAGCAAGAGGGGCCGGUGUGCACCAACUCCUCUCGCUCUCCAGGCUUCAGUGAAAGCCUGCAUUCGCUCCAUAGGACGCACACACAUUUCCCCUUUAUUUUUGGAGGGGAAAAAGUGCGUCCUAUAGAGUGAAAAAUACGGUAAUAUUAAGUUGCAGUGUAAUACAUGCUUAAGUGCAAUUGUUUUAUUUAUAAUAUCCUCUCAUGAAUUAGAAUGAUAAUGCUUAUCAUGUUUUAUCCUUUAUAUAAAAAAGAAAAAUUCUAAAGAAUAGAGCUUUUGCAUAAUUAUGGCAUAAACAUCCUCCUUUUGUGGCGACUCUUCUGUAACACUAGGCCUGCUGAACCCAAUGCGACUUAAAUGCACAUGAUUAAUGUGGGCCUGGGCCUGCAGUCACUGUGAUCUGAAGUGGAAUCCUGGUAGCUAUUGAAGUCACUUUGGUGUAACGGACUUCCCUGCCCCCUUAAAAUGUGCCUUGGGUUGUGGGUAUCAUGCUGUAUACGCAACCUGACUUUAUACAUUUGGAAAAUGGCCUGAUGUUUUCAUUGCAAUGUCUUAUAUGCUGUCUGUCAGGGAACUGCCAUCAGCUCAGAGGCGAGAGGUGGAAGGGCAGUUGGGUUACAGGGAGCCUCCAAAGAUUGUGAGAAGCAGCACUUCCUCCGUGGAGGAGGGAAGCCACGCCUCCAGUGGGGAAGGGAUGCAGGGCUCGGAGGAUGCAAGGGAGAGGCACAGCACCGGGCCUGAGCCAAGCGGGGGGAGGCAGGUCCCCCUUUGCCCACGCCUUCUCUGCGCAGUCGGUUUACGCGCAGAGAGGGUAGACGUAGGAUGGGGGUCAAAAGACUACUCUGCUGGGGAAAGUUUAAGGACCGCCCACUCCCAGAUUUUGCUAGUGACUGAGCAAGACAUGGAAUUGAGACGUUCUGCACUGUGAAUGUUUUUGCACCGAUAAUAAAGCUUUGAAAAGACCAGUGGGGGUCUUGCCUGUUCGCUCGCGAGCAACCACGCCGACCUACACAACACUGUCCCUCAAAAGUUACUUCUGUUGCCACAUUUGGACAGUGUGCAUUCAGUCAGGGCCACUGCUGUUUCCACUGUUUGGCUCCAUCUGUAUUCUCUUAGUGGGGUUUUGGUGCUUCAGGGAGACCAGCACCCGCAGUUUCUCCAUCCUAUUUCCACCUGUAGGGCCUCUUCUUAUUCUGUUCUCCCUACAGAAGUUCCACUACAGCAGGGGUCGGCAACCUGCGGCCCAUGGGCCACAAGCGGCCCACAGGGGUCGUUUAAAUGGCCCAUGAGCCCCCCCCCCAACUGAGCCGUCCACUCGGCGAGUCCCCAUGCGCUGCACUAAACCGGCACAGCACGGAGCGGGGACUCGCUUCCGCGGUGCCAGAAAUCGCGUCUGUGCAGACGCGAUCCGGCCCACGGAGCGAUCUCUGCGGGAGUAAACUGGCCCAGGCGAGGUAAACCGUGCCGCCCCCUGCACUACAGUGAUGAUCGAGCUUCAGGGCAAUAGAAAUGGAAAUACUGGGGCAUGCCGGAAUGGGGGAAUUGGCUCUUGUAUAUACUUAGGCUCACUUCCUUGGAGACCUGCCAAGGCCAAUGUUGUGGGACUCUCUGGAGCAGAUUUUGGGGGGCAUGGGGAGAAGAGAGGAAACAUCAGUCCUGUUGCACCAGUAGAAAUACUUUACAGGAUGCAACCUGUAAGAAGCGAGUUUCAAUUUAAGCACAGUAAUAGGAUAACACUUAAGUUGGUCAUCUGAGGUCAUAGGUGGCAGAGUACUGUUGCCUGCAGGGAUGGGAAACAAUCACUCUUGUUACAUUUAUACAUCCAGCCAGGAGGAUAAUGGUGUUUAGUUCUUCAUAUGCUCAGCCUCUUGUACAAAGAGUGCAUACGCAUAGGGGAAGGGUUACUCUCCACCCGCCCCCCCCCCCCCACAAUGCCUCAGAGACAUCUUGUAUGCAUCUGUAAGAAGUGUGUUUCUGCCAAGUGUAUAAGUGGUGGUGACAUCAGAAAGAAAAAAUAUUGCUUGCGAAGCUGUGGUGUUGGGCUAGAAUUGUUUUAUUUUCUUGGCACCAAAGGGCUAUUUUUUGAGUGGCUCUGCCAACAGAAAUGUUUAUCUGGGAGUUGUUGUGACCGCUAGUUAUAGGUCAGCCUUCAGCAGUAGCUGCUGAUGCUGCGUUAUCAAAUCAAUUAUUUGGUUUAGAUUCGCCCCCCCCCCCCGCCCGAUUUGACUGGAGAGCAAAGAGGUGAAAAGGGGCUGUUUGUAGACAAUAAUUCCUGAAGGCCACAAUAGCUCUUAGUUUAAAUUACCUCCCUUUAAUUGUGCCACUGCCCAUAAGGAAAAGGUUUUCAAUGUUUAGUGAAAAAAGUUGACAUUGAUAUUCUAACAGUACAGAGUUGUAGCAGACCUUUUAAGUGUCCUUGUUUCUUCCCCACUUUGUACAAAAGUUCCAACUUUGCGUGGGGGGGGAAACCCUAGCCAGGAAAAUUUAUAUUUAGAGUCAUGAAAACCUUGUUAGCCAAGGAAAAAGUUUAGGGUUUCCUGGGCCAGAUUAAACUUAUUUGGUGCCCUAGUGGAAAACAGCACAAGGGCUCCUGUGAGUGCAAUUGAGCUCCCUGCCCCAAAUCCUCCCCAUACACCUCCCCAAAUCUCCUCUGUGUGGCCGGGAGAGCAGCAUGCUUUUUUUGGGCGGGGGGAAGAGGGGAGAUAGUUCCACGGUGCAAGCUAAAAUGCUUGCACUUACUGAAUGAUAGUACUGUAUUGAAUUCCAGUCCUUGGUUUAUGGGGCUCCAGGAUUACUAAGGGUUGCAGCCAAAGCUACCAGUCUGUUAUCAGAAGGGCCUUUGCAGUAAUGGAGAUCAAUUUCUGAAAGUUGUGCAAGAGAAGGAUCCAGUGCAACAGGCCUGCUGGCGGAACCAUUUCACAAGAACUCACUAGUGCAUACACAUUUGUCUGCUUGUGGAACCUCUCGGGCAAGAGGAUCUGUUUGAGAAAGGCAGCCCGCUGUUUGAGAAAGGCAGCAAAUUCGAGUUCCAACUCUUUAACUUCACUGAAUGCAACCCUUAAGCAGCAGCCUUGCAGACACUUAUUCUGGGAGGAACCUCAAUGAAAACAAUGGAACCAGUGUGGUGUGUUGGUUAGAAUGUCAUACUAAGGGCUCACCCAGACUUAUCCUGUGCCUGGAAAGCAUGGAUUUGAGUGGUUUUCUGCAUGCCCUAUGCUUUGUAGGAACAGAUCUGUGCCGUUUUGCCCUUGUCCCACUGAUCUCCACCAAAAAUCCCACACUUUAGCGAUAAAUUGGAGCAGACGUCAAUCCAGAGAAAACCCGAUUGACGUUUUCUCUGAUUCAGAGGUAGAGUUUGGGUUUUCCCUGGGGGAAAGUGGUGGGGCAAGUCUGGGUAAGCCUUAAGACCUGGAAGACGAGGGUUCGAGUCCCCUCUCAGUCAUUAAGCUCACUGGGUGACCUUGGGUCAGUCACUUCCUCUCAGCCUUACAGGUUUGCAGUGAGGACAAAAUGGAGAAGGGGGAAAAGCAUGUGCCCCACUCUGAGCUCCUUGGAGGAAUGGUGUGGUAUAAAUCCAAUUUUUAAAAAUGCGUGCAUUUCUGAAUAUAGGAUUGCACCAUCAGUGCAAAUAUUACAUUGUAGUCCGCAGGCAGAAUUCGAUUUUCAGAUUUACUUUCCCUGUCCUGAGAAGUGUGGAAAAUCUGUCUGCCUAAUGGAAUGUUAACAAAUUCAGUUUUGUGCUGCUAUUCUUUGAGCAUCCUAAAUUGCAUGUUUGGAAGUGGCAGAAUCUCAGCAGGAUACUCAAAUUCACCCUGACACCCCCCCCCCCCCAAAUUCCAGUGGCAAGUCUAACAGGGCCUCUUUUUUCUGAGGAAUUUCCAAAGCUAGGUUUUUAAGACUUGCGGUUCUCCACAGAUCACUGUGCCCUUUAAUCUGUUUUUCAGGAAUAAUGACAUUUUGAUUUUGCAGGAGAAAAUAACAAUGAUUAGCCCUGAGUUUGGUGCAAUAUAUCUUAGAUCAGGCUUCCCCAACCUAGUGUUGUCCAGAUGUUUUGGGUGACAACUGCCAUUCGCCCCAACAGCAUAACUGAUUGGAGUCCAGCACUUUCUGGAGGUGCCAAGUUGGGUAUACCUGGCCUGGACCUUGCUGAAUUACUAAACCCCUGGACCUUUUUACUUACCAGCCACAGUAGUUUCAAUUGACACUUUGAUAUUAGUUUUGUUCUAAUCAAACACCUGCAGAUUUAAGCAACAUGUAAACGGAUAACAAAAGAUGGGCUUCCUUAAAUUCUUAAAAAUGGUGGACCAUGGUCUUAUGAAGCCUGCAAUAGAUUAUACUGGCAUGAUCUUUUUUUCAUAAAGUCAGAGAGCUAGAUGGUAUCAUAAUGGAAGCAUGUUUCACCUGAAAUCCUUGGACAGAAUAUUUCUGGAGGCAUUUUGUUUCUGAGUUGAAAGCUUCCAUUAAACUUCUAUUUUCAGAAGAAGAAAAAAUAGUUGUAGUACUGUAUGUGGAAAUAACAUGCUCCUGGUAUGUAUUUGCCUUGAGGCUGAGGCGUGAAAGAGGCAAGAUAUUGCAGGAGAAAUGGCAAAAAUUAAAAGAGGAUCACUGAGUGUUUAUUUUUAUUAUUAUUGGUGUUGCAGAGUAGUGAGCAAAAAGAGGGGAAAUGAUUGGCAUGCUAAGCAGAAAACAUCAGAGAACGAGUUAAUUUUUUCUAGAUAGCUAAGAUGUAAAGGAAUAAGGAAAAAAUUGGCAGUAUUUUCUUAUAACCUGGUUUGCAUAAGGUAGUGAACUUCUAGCUCAUAUUAUGGGUUAGCUUCAGUGUGCUUUAGCCAAAAUUUUCAAAGCUUCUAAUGUCUUCCUCUUUGAAAAUAAAAAAGGAGGGUGUGGUUUGUCUAUAUUUCUGGUUCUGCAAUUUUUAAAAAAUGCUUGUACUUUAUUGUGGUCUGUAGAAUGUAAUCUGUACUCAAAGAUUUGUCAGAUAAUGUGUAUUCUGUAAUUGGUGCCAAAAACAUGUGGAGUUUUACAGCUGGGGGAGUAUUACAGAUGUAGGAGAGAGAUAACUGACUGGGGAUGUCUGUUUUGUUUUUGUUUUACAAAAACCCUUUACUGUACUGUUGGACAAGGUGGGCAAAUCUGUCAAUUUCAGUUUCUCAUUAAAGAAAAGAACUCUUAAGUUCACUUCUCCACAUUUCCUCGUUAGUUUGCUUUUUUUAAAGAAGACUCCUUGUAAAAAAUAAUCGGCUCUUCAGUACAAAAUUGUAUUCAUACAUCUUUUUGCAAAUCAAACCUGCCUUGUGUAAUGCAUUUUUAUGUUAUUUUCAUCAGUACAUUUAUUUAUUUUUUUGGGCACACAACACAAACUGAAUCAAAAAUCAAAUUUGUCCCCUAUCUUUAGCUGUUAUUAACAAUUUUAUACAGCAUUUACAUGAUACCCAUACUCACUUUGAGCCUCAAAACGAGAUGGAAGAAAAAACACAUUUGUUUAAAAAAUAAACCCCAAGGAUUCCUGGGUAGCUCUUAGUGCAGAGGAAAAAUACAGAAGAACAAAGCACAGAUCACUGAAAUAGUUCGUGCAGAAUAAUCUUUCAGAGUGUACCAGGCCGGUAGCAUGCAGGAGGUUUUUUUUUAGAUAAAAGAGAUACAUGAGAGGACUGAAAUAUACUGUACAGAGGUGAAUUUUAUUCUAGUGCCUCUGCAAGCUCCUCUGUUUCUCUUUUUGCAUUUGCUAGUAGAGAAAUAGGGCUCAUCCCACCUUUAUUUAGUUCAAAACGUUUAUAUGCUGCCUAUCCAAAUAAAAGUCCACCAUGGAGGCUUACAUAUUAAAUAAAAGAGUACAUGCCCACCUGUUGAAGCAUCAUUGGCAAGGGGCGGGGGAAGAUAACAAUCUGGGCGGCUGAGCUAAAACGGUCCCGCACCCCUGGAGUAAGGUGUUUCAGUAAGGCAUGGGGCCACCAUAGAACAAGCCCUCUUGUGCCUGCCAGUCUCACUGGUUAGUUGGCGGGCAAACAAAGAGGACCUGUGAUGCAGAUCUUGGAGGGCAUGCAAGACAACAUGGGUGCAGACAGGCCUUCAGAUAUCUUGGACCUAUUUCUUUCAGGCUUUAAAGCUUAAAGCUACCACCUUAAAUUAGGUCCAGAAAUGCAACCACGUACCCACCUGUCCAGAACUCUCUAGUGUUUGGAUUUUAUACCAACUGAGGCUUCCAAACUGUCUUUAAAGGCAGCCCCAUGUAAAGUGUGUUACAGUAGUCAAGCCAGUACAUGACCAGGACACAGAUUACUGUGGCUAGGCCAGAUCUCUUCAUAUAGGGUGUACCAGCCAAAACUGGUGAAACAAACUCCUGGCUAUUGAUAUCUGACUGGGGAAGCACACAAAAAUGCUUUCCUGCCAUCCCAUAGAUGCCUGAGAUAUAGGCAUGCAUUCCUUACAAGUUCUGUUUAAUAUAUAUUGCUUUUAAUGGAUUUGUAUGCUUUGGCCAGAAGCCCUGCAUGCAGCUCAUCCUGUGUUGACGAAGAACAUUUCCACAUGUCGGAAGCAACUAAGAGAUUGGCAGUGCAGUCCUCUAUAUUAGCCUCCUCCAACCUGGUACCCUCCAGAGGUUUUGUACCAGUCACAACCACUAUGGCUGUGCUGACUGGGAAUGAUGGGAGUUGUGGUCCAAAAACAUCUGGAAGGUGCUUGAUGGGCAAUGCCUCUAUACUUGUUUCUUUAGAAGUCUCAGAAAUUAGUCUUGUACAGUGGUGCCUCGCAAGACGAAAUUAAUCCGUUCCGCAAGAGUCUUCGUCUAGCGGUUUUUUCGUCUUGCGAAGCAAGCCCAUUGACGGAUUAGCGCUAUUAGCGCUAUCAGCUGUUUAGCGGCUAUUAAAGGCUUAAAGGCUUAGGGGAUUAGCUGCUAAAAGGCUAUUAAAGGCUAUUAAAGGCUUAGCAGAUUAGAUAAAGGGGGGGGAAAGCGAAAAAAAAUCUCAAGACUCGCAAGGUAUUUUCGUCUUGCGAAGCAAGCCCAUAGGGGAAUUCGUCCUGCGAAGCAACUUCAAAACGGAAAACCCUUUCGUCUAGCGGUUUUUCCGUCUUGCGAGGCAUUCGUCUUGCGGGGCACCACUGUAUAAAUUUGUACUGGAUUACUCUUCAGCCAUAAGGGUCCUUCUCUACCCCACCCCACUCUGAAUUUAGGGUGGAAUGGGCGAAGUAUAAUUGCCCCCUAGGUGCAUCCCAUCAUGUUAUCUGGUCAAAUGGACACUCAAAGUUGUUUUGUGAAUAGCUAGAGAUGGUGGACAGAAUAAACGAGCAACAAUAGAAUGGUUCAACCCAGAUGCAGGUUUAUUGCCUAGUAAGAACUGGGCCUCUGGUCUUUGCUGAGCAUGACCUGAUUUCCGGCUUGACCUUUCUUCUAACUAGUCCUUUAAAAAAUCUCUGCCAAGAAUUGUGCAAUUGCAUACUUGUGAUUGUGCUUGCUUGCAAAUUUACUUAUUCUGUUUUUUAUGACACAGGCUUAGCUAGUGAUUUGUGCAUAGAAAGUUCAAAUGAGGAAACUUUUUUUAAAAAAUCGUUGCGAAGUAGAUAAUGGGUAUGUGUAGCAAUAAGAAAGCCACAACUAGGUCAAUAUAUACUUUGCCGAUUUUGCAGUUUCAAGUCAAACUCCUUGCAUUUGUAACUUGAUAAUUUGGAGGGAUUUUUUCCUCUCUCCUCAAAUUGGUGAAGAGUUUUCAACAUCAAAUAUGUGUGUGCCCACAAAAAUGGUUUACAUGCUUUUGUUUUUUAUUUUUGAGGGUUUUUUAUUAUAAGACUAGAAUAUCACUGUUUGGAAUGAGGCAAGAUUUACAUUUCACAUACCAAAUAUAACUUCUGGCCAAAGAUCUCUUACUUCAUUUUGACAGGAACUUGGAUUCCUAUGAAAGCUCUUGAAUAGCAAGAUGGACUGUUUAAGUAAACUCUAAUAUUUUUUAAAUGUUUUGAAAAAUGUUAAAAGAGCAGCACUUCUGGGGUUAAAGCCCACUGGGGAGGGGGGAACCUUUGUGAGCCAGAAUCUCAGCACAUUCUAUGGCCUUCAUACUAAGCCUUAAUGUAUCAGCUCCUUGUUUGUAAUACGAGAUAAUGAUGGUCUGCUUUACUGGAUUACAAAGCUGUGAAAAGCUUUGAGUACCUAAAGAAAGCACUAUAUAACUACUAUUAUGACUGCUAUUAAACAUGCAAAGGCAAAGAAACUGGUAGAAAUUUGACAAGUAGUAGCCUGCAAUUGGAGUCAAUACAGGAAGAUAUCUUACAAGUGAGCCAGACUACUGGUCCAUCUAGCCUGGUAUUAUCUACUUGACAAAGGUUCUCCAAGGGCUUUCCCCAGCCCUGAUUACUGAGAUCUCUUUAAAUGAUUAGUGUUCCUUAGUCCAAUGGAUAUUCCUCCGCCAACACCAACAUUCCUUUGGGAACAACAAGUUUGAUUCGUCCAUAGUGGGGAAAGGUUUGGGUCUGAAGCAAGAGAGUAACCAUCUGUUUGUCAUUCAGCUGCUCUGAUCUCUUUCCAUAAUUGCAGAACUCUAAAUCGUGGUGGUUUGUAGAUUAAAAAAUGACUCACUGAUUUUCCUGCCUACCUCGGCUUGCAUUGUUUCUAAUGCUUUAGUUCUUUAUAAUUGCUACCUUUCCAUCAUCCUGGCGUGUCUGUAGAAACACACAUGUGUAUGUUCAAAUCUGAAGAAAUCCUGCCUUUCCCUGAGGCAAUGGUUAUUUAAGUGAUACUGUAAGCAUUUUAAAAGGGUUUGCCCGUAAGAAAAAAAUCCACACCCCUCCCCCCAGUUUUGUUUAACAUUUACCUUGUUUGCUCACUAUUCAUAACAAUUGGUCUGGCCAAAUAAGAAUAUUUCCCUGCUAUGGAUUUUGGAAUUGUAGGUCUUCAUUAGACUUGAACCAUGGCAAACUGGAAUUAGAUUCCCGGUGGCUGAUGAAUGUUACUGGCUGACCUUGAACCAGUCAAAUUCUCUCAGCCCAACCUAACUCGUGGGUUGAUUGUAAGUUAAAAUGGAAUAACCCCAAAGGUUGUUUUUAUGAGCUUUCUGUGGGAUUUACAGGAUGAAAAUUCUAAUAAUAAAAAUGUCUUCCCAGCUAGCUCUGUGUUGAAUCAUUACAAUCCUUUGGGCAAACUGAUUUUCUCACGCUGCAUACUUCAAUUUUGUUUCCUUGCAGGAAUUUGGCAGCAAAAAAUCCAUCACUUCAAGGUGUGACUUCACUGAAAAUCUAAUAGCCAAUGGUUGUGCGGGGCACUUUGAGAGUACAAAAAGCAGCAUUAAAAUAGUGAAGAACCUUCCUUUGAGCAGCAAGGGCUCUAGUGUGCCCAGUUCGGAUGUUAUCCAGAUAAUGCCACAAAAGAUCUCACUAAAUCUGCGGCCUGGUAAGUUAGCACCAAUUGUCUGUAACCAGUAUUGUUAAUUUGCAACAACCUGGACACUAUGGCAGGGAGCCAGUGUGGUGCCUUCCAGCUCCCAUCAGCCCCAGCCAGCAUGACUUAUGUUCAAGGAUAAUGGGCAUUGCAGUUCAACAAAAGUUGGAGGGCACAGUGUUGGCUUCCUCUGCUCUAUGGGUUGGCUCACAUGCAAUACCAAACCAUGGUUUGGAGAUAUGGGAGUAAGUCCUAUGCCUGUUGUUCCCGUUCCCCUGCUUUCUACUCAUACAAUCCAGUUUUUUAGUUAGUUGGUGGGUUUAUUUAUUUAUUAUUUUUUGUUUAUAUAUAUUUACAGCAUUUCUGCACCACCAUAUAAUAACAUACCAAGAGCUGCAACAAACCAUAGUUUACCAUUGCCUCAGGACCCUGUAAUACAUAAUUGUAAGUAAGGAUCAGACUCUGGGUUACAGACAUGCCACAAUAUUGAGAAGAUCUCUAUUAAUCAAAUCGCCCUUGUUUCCUCCCCUUCCUUUCUUGGAAAUGAGCCUUCCCCAGCCCUGAUGCACAACUGCAGUCUAAAACAGCUGGAGGGCAUGAGGUUGGGGAAGUGUGUUGUUGACUGAGAAACUCGCCCACACUUCUGCUUGUCCCACUACUUUUCCAUGGGAAAACCUGCUGCUUACCACUGACUCACAACAAAUGCCAGUUGGUUUUUCUGUGGCUUGACGUUUGUUCUGAUUCGGCAGUAAACAAUGGGUUUUCCUGGGGAAAAGUGGUGGAACAAACGAAGAGCGGCUUGGACCCUUGCUUUUGAGGCAUGGGGCAAAUGGAAGUGUGGGCACGCACUGGGUUCUCAAUCAUUAAAGUUUUAUGAAACUGUGUCCCCAUUUCCCCUUGAAAUCCACCAGCUACUCGUCUUCAGAAAUUAUUCCCAUUGUAUUAUCUCUUGUCUUAACACAGUUAAGUGACUCACAGUCAUCCCACCUUUCCUGUAAAGACAAGAUGAGCUUUGAUUGCACUGACUCGAGAGAUGAACUUUUGAUCCAAGAAGCUAGAGUUUACCAUAUUAUUAGCUUUCUGCCAAGAUGAAAAAAUAAAAUGGAAAAAUCAAGAAUCUUGUUGUGGAAAUAGUUUUGCAGAAAAGAGGCAUUCAUACAGUUUCAACGUUUGUGCGAAAAUAUUUAGCCUUUGAUAUUUGGUUGUUUUGUUUUCUAAAAAGGCCCUUUGUAUUGAAGCUAAAGGCCAUUAUGAAAGACAGAUUCACUAAACAAUUGUGUACGUGCCUGGAAUGUCUGUGUUGUGUUGUAGUCCAGGCAAACUGCAAAUAGAGGAAAUGUUUUCCCUUUCCAGUCCUAUCCUCCUCUGAUAAGGAAAAGGUUUAGGAUUUAUUUGUUAAUAAUAAGGAAUUUUUGUGUGUGUUUUUUUACUAAUAAUGAGGCUCUUGUAUUCCCCUGAUGAGAGCCCCAAGUUCAUAAGGAAUUCAUAUUGCCACACACUUAAAACUCACGAAUUUUCCCGACAUUAAAAUUAAUCACAGCACGAAACAAGAAAGUCCCAUCACCCAAAGUGGAAACGCCUGUUAGUUUCACAUAAAUAGAGAGGGAACUAUUGAAAUUUGGUUACUGAGCAUUCUAGCUUGCAAAAGCCACCCUGAAAAAUGGUUUUAAUCUCCUCCUUCCAAAAUUGCUGUCAUUGCGCUCAUUAAUGGAUCUCAUGUAAGAGCUCAGUAGCAUUCUCAUCAUGCACUUGACGGAAAGCAAAGUUGACUUGGUUUCAUGCUGGUGAAGCUGAUAGGAUGUUGACUCCCAGCAAUGUCUGUUCCCUUUCUCUGGACCGGAUAGAGCAGUAUUCUCAGUGUAGACCCUACUCUGACUGCCAGUAGCUCUCAGCAGAGAUCUUUCCUGCUCUGCUACUUGAAAAAAAAUAAACUAGAGAAUGCUUUUUGAGAAGCUUUCUGUAUGCAAAGUCUAUUCCGUUUCACUGAGCUUUGGGUGCAUACCUUUUAAUGGCUAUGGUUUCUUGUAAACUGUUCUCCCCAAUGCAAAUCCAUUAAUAUAGUUGCCGCUGCUAAAUGAGACACGGCAGCAGAUACACAAAACUAUAUCCAUGGCCCUGCUUCUGUUUUGGACAUCAGGUAGGCUGAUCUAAUCGAUCUAUGCAAAUCCAGAGUGGAUGCAGCUAGGAGCUGGUAAUAUAUACAAGCCUAAUGCUGUAAUGUGAAUGUUGAUUUUAAAGCUUUCUAUUGAUUGAAAGUUCACAUUUGAUUCAGGACAAGUUCACACAUUCAGAGUCCCCCUCCAUGUGACGCAUUCCAAUUGUCCUGGAGAGAAUGCGUUUGCAAAGAGAAAAUAGUUGUUGAAUGGGAACAAGGCUCCCUUGUUUGCUAGCAGUUGCAGGGUGGAAAAAAGCUUUGCUAGAGCUGAGCCAUCUGUCACAUCAAUCACUUCAGCAACAGUGAAUCUUUAGGUUGCAGGUGAAAUUCUUACUUUGGCAAGGGGGGGGGAGCAAAUCCUCUUUCAGAGCAUAAUAAAAUAAAAUUACAGGGGCUUUAAAAGCAGUGAUAACAAAAUGUGAAAGUGUAGAAAAAAUAUGUACACAGGAAAAGCACUUCUGUAUGUGUGUGUAUAUAAACUUUGCACAUAGCUUCACGGGGUUAUAAUAGUCUUUUACUGCAGAGGAAGCCAAUGGCAUAUAUUGUCCUAAGCCAGCCCAGUCUUUCCAUGCUCCUGCAGCUUCCCACUCUUAGGGACCUUGCUACUUUGACCUUUUAGCCCGUUGAGCCUUUUCUUCCUUGUCCCCCAUCACUGCAUUAUGCUCUCAAGCCGUUGUCCACCCACCCCACCUCAAUUCCUUUGUGUCCUGUUUCCUCCUCCUCUCCCUGAGCUAGAAUCUGUCCUAUCGCCAUCUAUUACCAAUGAUGGCUACGUACAUUGUAAUACGAUCAUAUAUGUCAGUGGAGAAAGGAAGUUGGACUGCUGUCAAAAAGUUGUGCUAAGUUACUCUGCUAGCCAUGUGGAAUUGCCAUUUUUUGUGGGACCACUGCUGUUGUUGAUGUACAUUCAUCAGUUUGUUUUAAGUGAUUUUAUUGGAUUUUAAUGUUAUAUGACCGUAUGGUUGUGACCUGCCCUGGGACCUUAUGGUGAAGGGCUUUCACUAUCAGGCAGUUCUUAAGAGGAAGCUGGAUGAUGAGCAUAUACUGCUGGGUGUCCACAAAUCUGUGCGUACCUAUGGGGCCAAAGUAGAUUUAAUCUUAUUUUGCUAGGUUGUGAAGAAAGGAAGGAUUAUGUCUGUAAACCCUUGAAGCCAUAACUUCCUAGCUGCAUACCUGUGUUGUGCAGCUGUUACCAAAACAUUAUACAAGACGCAACAGGACAUAAUUGAGUGUUACAAGCAAGGCUUCCGUUUGCAAACAGCCCUUAGUGUAAGUGGUGGAGAAGCAUUUAUAAAAUGAGCAGUUAGUAAAUGAGACUGACUCUGUUUUGUUUCUACACCAAGCAAAAUAGAUAUUUCAAUAAACAGGAUUGCUUCAGUUGAGUGCUCUAGGAGUUGAUCUGCUUUCUACUUCCUUGACAGUCAUAGAAUCAUAGAAUCAUAGAGUUGGAAGAGGCCAUCGAGUCCAACCCCCUGCCAAGCAGGAAACACCAUCAGAGCACUCCUGACAUAUGGUUGUCAAGCCUCUGCUUAAAGACCUCCAAAGAAGGAGACUCCACCACACUCCUUGGCAGCAAAUUCCACUGUCGAACAGCUCUUACUGUCAGGAAGUUCUUCCUAAUGUUUAGGUGGAAUCUUCUUUCUUGUAGUUUGGAUCCAUUGCUCCGUGUCCGCUUCUCUGGAGCAGCAGAAAACAACCUUUCUCCCUCCUCUAUUUGACAUCCUUUUAUAUAUUUGAACAUGGCUAUCAUAUCACCUCUUAACCUCCUCUUCUCCAGGCUAAACAUGCCCAGCUCCCUUAGCCGUUCCUCAUAAGGCAUCAUUUCCAGGCCUUUGACCAUUUUGGUUGCCCUCCUCUGGACACGUUCCAGUUUGUCAGUGUCCUUCUUGAACUGUGGUGCCCAGAACUGGACACAGUACUCCAGGUGAGGUCUGACCAGAGCAGAAUACAGUGGCACUAUUUCUUCCCUUGAUCUAGAUGCUAUACUCCUAUUGAUGCAGCCCAGAAUUGCAUUGGCUUUUUAGCUGCCGCGUCACACUGUUGGCUCAUGUCAAGUUUGUGGUCAACCAAGACUCCUAGAUCCUUUUCACAUGUACUGCUCUCAAGCCAGGUGUCCCCCAUCUUGUAUUUGUGCCUCUCAUUUUUUUUGCCCAAGUGCAAUACUUUACAUUUCUCCCUGUUAAAAUUCAUCUUGUUUGUUUUGGCCCAGUUCUCUAAUUUGGCCCAGUCUGGAGGUGAAAAUCUUGCUUUGGGUCUGCACUGGGUGGCUGGAUCUAACUCACCCAGCUGUGAAAGAGAGCCUGAUCUGUUGAGCUAGAAAUGUCAUUUGAUGUGACAGAAUAGUGCUCCCAGGCAAAGCCUAUUAGAACCAACCAUUACGAGGCAUCUGGAUUUCAGUUUUCAAAUGCUUAUCCUGUCUUUUCAGUGGGAGGGGGAAAAAGGUGGCAGUGGGAUGCAUGUGUUAUACAGUGGUACCCCGCAAGACGAACGCCUCGCAAGACGGAAAACCCGCUAGACGAAAGGGUUUUCCGUUUUGGAGGCGCUUCGCAAACCGAAUUUCCCUAUGGGCUUGCUUCGCAAGACGACAGCCCAUAGGGAAAUCUCAGGGACAGCGGGGAAGCGCAGCGCGUCUUCCCCACUGUCCUCGGACCUCCUUCCGAAGCCCGGCGGCGGGGCGGGGACACCUCCUCCCGCCGCCGCCGGGCUCGGAAGGCUCCUCCGAGCCGGGCGGGGGGAGGGAACACCUGCCGCCGCCGCCCGGCUCGGAACGGUGCUCCGAGCCGGGCGGGGGCGGGAAGACCGCCCGCCUCUGCCCGGCCUCGGAACGGGGCUCCGACGCCGGGCGGUGGGGAGGAAGACCUCCCCGCCGCCCGGCUCGGAACGGUGCUCCGAGCCGGGCGGGGGAGGGAACACCUCCGCCGCCGCCCGGCCCGGAACGGUGCUCCGAGCCGGGCGGGGGGGGAGGGAAGACCUGCCGCCGCCGCCCGGCGUCGGAACGGGGCGCCGAAGCCGGGCGGGGGGAGGAAGACCUUCUGAAGGCGGGCGGGGGCGAAAGUCUUUGCUCCCCUGCCUGCCUGUCCCGGAGGGCUUUUGAAGGCGGGGAGCAAGACUUUCGCCCCCGCCCGCCUUCAGAAGAGGUCCAGGACCUCUUCUGAAGGCUGGCGGGGGCAAAGUCUUUGUCCCCCCUGCCUGCCUUCCCAGGGGCUUUUAAAUUGCCCCGGACAGCGGAGAAGUCCUCCGCUGUCCCGGGGUGAUUUUAAAAUGCCGCCCGCCAGCAUUUUAAGAUCGCCCGGACAGCGGAGAAGUCCUCCGCUGUCCCGGGUUUUUUUAAAAUGCUGGGGGUGGGAAGAAAAGCCCUUGCCCCCCCCCCCCAGCCUUCAGAAGAGGUCCGGGGACAGACUGUCCCCGGACCUGGUCUGAAGGCGGUUCCCUAGGAACGCAUUAAUUGAUUUUCAAUGCAUUCCUAUGGGAAACCGUGCAUCGCAAGACGAAAAACUCGCAAGACGAAGAGACUUGCGGAACGAAUUAAUUUCGUCUUGCGAGGCACCACUGUAGUAGCCUAUUAUAAUAUGUUGGAUUUAACUUCAGUUUUUGUUUGAACCAUUUGACGUAGCAACUGAUGGUUCAGAGCAGAGCUUGACUCUACAUUGAACAUAGAAGUGCUGAUAUUCUCCUGUCCCCAACUAGCCCAGUUAACACAGGUGCCCAAACCCUAGGAAAAUCUAAGGCACAUUGUUGAGCUGGGAUACUGCAGGACCACAUGGUCCUGUAAUCACCAGUCCACAUUCUUUCCAUGCCACUUAAUUAAGAGAGAGAGAGUGGCGUUCAUACAGAGCUCCCGGUCGUUUCACGGACUAUUGACCUGCACACCACUGCUUUAUUCUUCUGCUACCACCAACCAGGUUUCUUCUGGUGAAAUAUUGAGUCUCAGUCAGGUUGUAAAGUCAACAAGGAAGCUUAAAGUUCGUCUUUUCCUGGCUCUGUCUGACCCUGACUCCUCUAUCUCCCAAUGGUAAAACCCCUGGGCUGAGCCUCAAAACCAGGUAGGCUCCGCCUCUGAGCUUUCUCAUUAGUCAAUCUACAUUAACCAUUUCCAUCCCCCUAUACAACCAAAAUCACAAGGAAUGGGCAAACGCCACAGAGGGAGAGAGAGAAGGGCCCCUUCCAUCAGCUUAAUGGAAACAUACUUCUAUUUUGGUUCUUCUCCGAACGCUCUCCAUCUGCAGCCAUUCUGAGGGAGAGGCAAGGCAGCAGGGCUCCCUCCAUUGUUCUAGACAGUGGCUGGCACCUUCCUUGGAACUGUCUCAUGCACCAGCCAUGGUACAUGAAUUUGCUUAUUUUCUUCUUCCUUUCUGGUUCCCUUUCUCUUUAGUAUUGCAUCUGUUUGAUUUUAAUCCACUAUUAUUGCAGUGAACUAGCUUGAGUGCAUUGGUAAACAAAAAAAAGAAAAAGAAAAAAGAAAAGGCUCCCAGCCAGUCGCUGCAAGUCUCACAACUGGGAAAUAUUGUUGUGGCUUGGCUGCUCGCAUGGAUGCAAGCUAAAGAGCAGCCACAUCAGAGUAGCACUGCAGGGUUAUUGUUGUGGCCCUGAUACCACCUGCUGAUGGAACAGACUCCCUCGGAAGGUGGUGGACUCCUUCAUUGGACGUUCUUAAGCAGAGGUUCGAUGGCCAUCUGCCAUGGAUGUUUUAGAGAUUCCUGCUUUGCAGGGGGUUGGACCAGAAGACCCUCAGGGUACCUUCCAACGCUUCAGUUCUAUGUUUCUAACUGAGUAAUUGCUUCAGUUGCUCCCCCAUGCAAUUGCCAGGCUGCUACUGAAGCCUUAAUGGAAGGGCUCUCUUACAGAUUUUACAAAAAGGAAAGUAUGCUGUCUGGAUUUUGGCAUGUUAUAUCAAUUACAUGUUGCAACAGGAAACUUUGUGAAGAAGUAUUCAUAUUUCAGGCAUGAAUCUGUGGCUAUUUCUGGUAACAGUUAAGGGGGUGAUUUUGCACCGCCAGCUGAGUGAAUGCAAAAGGCAAAGAAAGGAAACAACUGGCUUGCCUUUUGCUUGUUAUUAACCUGCCACAAACCUGCUGCUUCCACAGGUGAUCCAACGCCUUUCCAUGUGCACGUUCGGCAGGUAGAGGACUACCCUGUGGACCUGUAUUAUUUGAUGGACCUUUCCCUCUCCAUGAAGGAUGAUUUGGACAACAUCCGGAAUCUGGGAACCACGCUGGCUGAAGAGAUGGGGAAGCUCACCAGCAAUUUCCGCCUUGGAUUUGGCUCUUUCGUGGACAAAAACAUUUCUCCCUUUUCUUACACAGCACCUAGAUACCAGAACAACCCUUGCACUGGGUAAGCAAAGGGCCAGCAGCUGCUACAGUUGUUGCUUUGGCACUGAAUGUGCAAGAACAUAAGAUUUCUUUCCUAUUGAGCAGAGCAAGCUAGAACCUGCAGCACAUCCCAUGGCUGCAGGGAAGGGCUUGCAAGACCUCACAGCUUGCAGGAUCAUUAAAAAGUAGACACCUCACAUUUGAAAAAACAGGUCUAUUUUGAAUUUUGUGUAGGAUCAUGAUAUCUGCGAUGCAGUGUUUUUAUAUUCCUUUAAAUAUAUAUAUAUAUUCUAAACUGUGCAGAUAUAAAUACAUUUGGGAAGUGGAAACUUUGGUCCUUGGGUUUUUGAAAAUAUUAUUCUUUAUAUUCUUGGCCUAUGCAUUUGUGUAUGUAAAAUUAGGGCAGUGGCCAGGAUCCAAAGGCCCGUUCAGUCUAGUGCUUUGCUUAGGAUUUUCUUGGCUGGAAGUCCCCUCUGACUGCAUGGCAGAAGACCAGGCCUGCAUAGAUGAGUGACUCACCAAGCUAAACUGGGUCAUCUACCAUUUGUUGUGGCUUGACAACUUCCUGGUUUUUUUUACAGGUCCCAGAAAGGCAGCAAAACCAAGCAUUGCGAGUCCCUUCUAGACUGGAGGGCUGCAGUUGUGUUAGUGGGUCCCAGAUUGUGUGGGCCUGCAAAACACCUGCAAGCAACUCAAAGGGGAAUGGGUGGUUUGCAAAAGUAGUUGAUACAUGGUGAGUGGUGUCUGCCAAAGAGUAAAAGUUAAACAAACCUGAACUUACCAAAUGAUCACAAGCCUUUGAGCUACACAGCUGAAAGUAGUUCUUUGGAUCCCAGCUAGUAUUACUGUCUAACUUGCAGGGAUGUUUGGUGCAGUUAACAACUACUGUCUCAUACUUUUUUCCUGGAGCAAUCUCCAGGAUUUCAAACAAGUGCCUAGUGACGGCAAAUUUAUUUGGCAUGAAGCCAGUGGUUCCUGAUAAUUUAGCAACUCUCCUGUGGCUUUUAGAAAGAAAAAAUUUUAAGAGAUUUUAAAGCUCUGUUGACAACACACUUUGGGAGACUUUUCUAACCCUAACCCUAAUAGUUAGGUAUAGGUGUUCCUGCAGGCAAAAUCAUUUACUUAAAAGGAGAGCUUAUAUAAGAAAGACAGAAGCUGGAGGCUCACUCAAGCCCCCUCCACACACACUGCAUUUACACACCCCUUUCCCAUCACACCAACCACACUCCUGGCACAGCCAGAAUGCACAUUUGUGUGCAGUUUGUUUUUGAGCGGAUGUGUUGCAUCCAAAACAAAUAACAAAUUAUUUUAUGCAUAUGUAUUUUUCACCAGUCUCGGCAGCCUUGCUUGCAUUUUGCUCUACCCCAGGGGUCAGCAAACUUUUUCAGCAGGGGGCUGGUCCACAGUCCCUCAGACUUUGUAGAGGGCCGGACAAUAUUUUGAAGCAAAAAAUGAACGAAUUCCUAUGCCCCACAAAUAACCCAGAGAUGCAUUUUAAAUAAAAGGACACAUUCUACUCAUGUAAAAACACACUGAUUCCCAAACCAUCCGUGGGCUGGGUUGAGAGGGCAAUUGGGCCGGAUUCGGCCCCUGGGCCUUAGUUUGCCUACCCAUGCUCUACCCCAAAUUGAAUUUGUAUAGCAAUUUAUAUAUUUUUGGCCAGCAUCAUUGUGGGGAAGGGGGUAACAGGGUCGCUAGUGGUGAGGAACGUGCUCUGAAGCAUUGAAAAGACCAUCAGCUAUGCAAGUAUUGUUCCUGAAUCUAAAUCCAUGAAAGUAGAACCUUUCUUCUUUUAAAGCGGGAGUCUUCUGUAGCGUCCAUUGCACGGAUGCAGAUUAGUUUUAAAAUACAGUGCUCCCUGAAAGUUGCAGCCUAAUCCUAUGCAUGGUAACUCUGAAGCAAGUCUCGCUGAGUUCAGUGGGGCUUACUCUCAAGUAAGUACCUGUAGGACUGCAGACUUAGGAGCAACCUAACUGCAUGUUCCUCUUUUCAAAGCAUUCCCACAUCUGGAACCCCUGUUAUCUUCUAUCCAGUGUCAGUAAGCUUGGGCAUGAGGGAAUCCACCAAACUGCUGAAAUUAAACUGGCAGUCAAUGAAUGCUUGGCUCUGGACAAUGAGCAUUUUCGCUCUUACGGUUGCCUCGUGUCAGCCAGUCGAGGCCUAUUAUGCACGACAUCAUGCUCACCUGCUCUGGGCUCUGUGCAGCACAAAGCUCCAGGGAUACUGGAUACUACUGUUUCUUCUCUGGUUUACGUAUCCCUGCAGUCUGUGUGCUCGUUCCAUCUAUGCAGUCAUUGUUUGCCAUUCACAUCACCUUUGUAGGGGGAAAAGUGAUGUGAAUCAGGGAUGCUAAUAGCCCCGAGCGUUCUAAAUCGGGCAGGCAGCUUUCACAAGUAGAGGAAGCUCCUCACUUUAGCAUUUGGCUCUCCAGUUCAUGGAAGGCUGAGAUUGGAGAAAGGGAUGUGUUGGAGGGUGUGAGGCUUGUCAGUGGGCCUCUGAUUUGUGCGACUUGUCAUUGCAUGUAGACUGUGAACACCUGAAUUAGGCAGAUAAGCGUGUGAAAAAAGGAGAAUGAAACCACAAAAUUGUGGAAGAGAACUGUAAAGUGAACCACUAUUUGUAGACAAAAUCUCCUGCACUUUAAUUAACAGUUUUUUGGGGUGUGUAAUUAGUGUACAUCGUCCAAACUGUUCUGUGCUAGAAACACAGAACAAGAAAAGCACUUCAACCCCAAAGUGACAGCAGGGGAAGUCAGGGUUUUCAGCAAAUUUACAAGGAAGGCAAAAUACCAAACAUACGUAUGUCCUUCUCUAAUGUAACUUAUCAUGGUUACAGAGCCCGUUUAAUCACACCCACUCAAGGCCACAUUUUCAUAACCUACUACAAAAGUCAGUAUCUUUGGCCUGGUGGAGAUACAAUGCUGACUCUCUGUAUACUCUUCUUUGAAAUCAGGAGUUUCUCAAAUCAGGAGACAGGCAGUUCUUCCUUCACCUCUCCCCCCCCACCCCCUCUGCUGCUGUUAAUUACCAGUGUCCCUUUUUCUUGCUUCCCUAAUUUAUGGUUCACCAUAAAGUGGUUUCCAACAUUAAGUGGUUUCCAACUUAAACAUGAUUUGAUACCAGAUCUGAAAUCUGGUUGGCAGAUGAUUUGGCAGUGACCUGAAACCAGGGGUUACUUUCAGUGCAGAUGUAAUGUUAAAAUUAUGAUUAAGACUGGUAAGAGAAGGGGAGAAGAGGGUAUGCUUAUUUGGUUGGAGGAUGGUUUCUGCUUGCAAACCACAGUCCCAUCUGCAGUAUACGUUUAAAGCAGUAUCAUACCACUUUAAACAUUCAUGGCUUCUCCCAAAGAAUUCUGGGCUGUAGUUUGCUAAGGGUGCUGUGACUUGUUAGGAGACACCUCUACACCCUUCACAGAGCUCUGUUUUUCAGACUGGUUUAGCCUCAUUUAAUACAACCCCUAGUAUGUAGCAUAUAUGACUACUGAGAAUGAAGAGGAGAGAACAAGCAUAUUGAGGUUCUGUGUUAUUUAUGAUGGCCAAUUUGCCAAAGCCUCCACCCCAACUUAACACUGACAUAAGAUCUCUGCUAAGCUUCAAAUCACAGAGUAUUAGCUAACUGAACUAGAAGCUGCUAAGCUUCUAGGGACUCCUGUUCAUGCUUAUAAGAGAAAGUAGCAUGAUUAAAAUGAAAUUAUUCUCCUGAAACCAUAGAACUAGUGAAAGCAAACCAAAUAAGUCCUUUUCAAAUGGGAUAGUUGUUUUUCAGUUUCUGAAGUGGGGAGACUCGAGAGACUUGCUUCACUCUAGCACAUACCAUGCGGAGAAAUGAGCUUGUCAGUUCGACCACAUGAGAACAUAAAGCAGUCAUGUAAAUACAAGACAGAGUGACAGAGACUGAAAACAGAGAAUUUUCCAGCAUUCCUUCCAUCUGUUCCUCAGCUUUCAGCAGCAGCAGCCGUUGUUCAUCAUGACCAGUUCAGGCCCCUCUUCUUCCCUGGUGGGCUUCUCACAUUGCCGAGGUGAUAGUGACACUAUGACAAGGAGGGGGAAAAUAAUAAUUUUUAAAAAUCUGUAGGGCUCUUUUGCAUACACAUUAUGAGCACCUGAUAUAGCCCCAAUGGAAUUGCAGGCCAGUUUCUCUCCUAUUCCUGUAAAUUACAUGCACUCAAAUAUUUAUGUAUCUAUUACAAUUCUUUAUUUCCCAUCUUUUGGAAUAUAAAUAUUUCCAAGGUUGCUUCCAAUUAAAUUUAUGUAUUUUAAAAAUACAAUAAACAUUGUUUAACUACUUGGAAAGUCAUCAGGAUCCUCCCCACAGGGCAACUGAUGGAAUAUUGCCCUCUUGGGGUAGGUUGGAAGGGACAGUCCAACUGGAGCAGGCCUAAGGCUUGCCUGCUUUUUUCCUGGUUCAUGCCAAAAUCUCAAUCCUGAACAACAGCCAGUACCAAGUUUACUCAGAAAGAAGUCUCUAUAGAGACUCUUGUCUGGGGCAUAUUCAGUUUCAAAAUUAAGUUCCUCAUUUCCAGUGUCACUGUAUUGCACAUUAUUCAGAAUCUCAGUAAUUUUUCAAGCCAGAAAGUUGCUCUGAAUUUGCAUUCUUGAUCAGCUUUAGUAGGUAUGAAGUGCGACGCAAACUCUGGUGUUACUAUCUUACUGUGCAGACAAAUGACUCACAAUGAUGUUUCAUUUCUUUUCUAGUUACAAGUUAUUUCCCAGUUGCGUCCCAUCCUUUGGAUUUCGCCACCUUUUGUCCCUCACGGAUAAAGUUGACCGGUUUAAUGAAGAGGUUCAGAAACAGAAGGUUUCCCGCAAUAGGGAUGCCCCAGAAGGUGGCUUUGACGCAAUCUUGCAGGCUGCUGUGUGUGAGGUGAGUAACUUCUGGCAGAUUGUGAAUGGUUGACCGUGGUACCUUGGUUUACAUCCACAAUUCGUUCCGGAGGUCCGGUUGUAAACCAAACAGGUUGUAACCCAAGGCGCACUUUUGCCAAUGGGGCCUCCCCCCAAAAAUGGGUUGUAAUCUUUAAAAAAAAGGGACAUGCACUUCCGGGUUUGACAUGGUUGUAAUCCAAAACGGUUGUAAUCCAAAGCGGUUGCAAACCAAGGUACCACUGUAUCUGCCAUUCCUUGUAGCCUGUAGGGGUUGCAGGUAUUGGAGAUGGGAAGUUAAUUGAUUGUUUGUGGUGAGAACAUACUUUAAAAAAUGGCACUGAUAAAUGAAUUCUCAGAAUAUCUUUGUGCGCCAUGUGGAAUUUGUACUUUUUAGGUUAGCUGGGGAAAUUAUACAUCUCUAUAGUGAGAUUUGUGACUUGGGACUUGUGCAUCUCACCACAGCGUGUAUGUGCUAGUUUGCCCUUUCGAAGCACAAAAAGAAAAGGUCUGGCACAUUUGUGUGUCCUGUAUCUGUCGGGUGGCACUAUCCCUAGUAUAUGUCUCCAUCUGAAGAAAAAUUGCAGUGCCAUUGUUACUUGUCCCUUUGGCUGGCCGUUCCAUCAGUGGCAUUCCUUCCCAGUAGAUCCUAAAUAUGCCUCUUGUUUAUGAACAAUGACUGCAUUUGACACUGGGAUUUGGGUGCAGCAUUUGUAGUAAAAUACUUUUCAUGUCCUUUUUUGCCUUUGUAUAUUAGUAAGGUAGAUGGCAUGACAGCCUAUUUUAAGAAUCUGUUGAUACUAUUUUUGGAUAGGUUGGCAAAAGUUCCACUCUUGGCAGAAAGACAAUUUUUAUUCAAACUGCUGUCAGCAUAAUAAAAGGAUAAUAUGUUUGUCACUUCCCUGAGUUAUUUCCUGUGUUCAGCAGGGAGCACUACAGACAGCAUUGGUUUUUUUACACCUGCUGCUAAUAAUAAUGUCUCAUAUGGCUUUUUAAAUUUUAUUUCUUCACACCUUUUUUCGCUGUUCUGAAAAUUGAGCUGCUUUCCUAAGUUUUGGGAGCAAAUGUAAAAUGCAUGCCACUUUUUAUGAUUCUAGAGUUGGGAACUGCAAUAGAAUAUCCCCCACCCCCCCGAGGAACGAUUGCAUGAUUAGUGAACUCUUACAGGACUUGAGGUCAGCAAAUCUGAUUUUCCAAGUUGACCAAGUCUGUGUUGACCUCAAAGGGGGCACAACUUCCCUAAACUAAUAUAUCCAAGGGAAAAUGCAGUUAGUUGCUGCAGUGCAUACAUGGCAUCUUAUAUUUUGCUUUGGCCUGUCCUUUGCAGCAUUUGAUCUUUUGGAUAUUUCCUUCAAAUAAGCAGGUCUCACAGGCUACUGGGGUAUUGUACCUGUUUCACAGCCAAUGUGGCAUCUUGCUGGACCUGAAGGUCAUGCUGUCAGCUACUGGCUGCGACAUGUAUGUUGACCACUGAAACGUCAUUGUGCAUGAAUGCCUAGAGCAACCAUUUGCCCAUUUUAAGCAGGAGUCAAUUGUUUAAGAGGGUUUCCUAUCAAAAGGAUGAUGCCUAAUUCCACUGAGAUGAAUAUUUGGAGGACUGGGUUUCCAUAUCUUCCUACCAGUGGCAGGAAGAGCAUAUUUUAAUUGCUGCAGAUAAUGUCAUGCACAGAUUAUGCUGUGCAUUCCAAGUUACUCACCAGGGACUGAAUUUGCAGAUUUUUACUUACAAUUCUGCUUCGUUUAUUACAAUACAUGCAUUAGAAUUUCUGGUUACAGAAUUUGAAGGUUAUGGUUAUAAUUCUGCUCUGUUUUUAUUGUUUUCCUGUGGCUUUGUUUCUGUUUAUCUCUUUUACAAAAUAGUUUUAUCUGUGUUAUUGAUCAUACUUAAGCAGUGCCUAUCUCCUGAUAGGCUUUGUGCAGAAAGAAACUGUCUGUUGGCAUGAGCAAAGGCUGAGGGGUUUCUUCUUUUGCCUUGGCUUCAAUGUAGAAGGAGAUUGGAUGGCGGAAGGAGGCUUCUCACUUGUUGGUGUUCACUACGGAUGAUGUCCCACACAUAGCACUGGAUGGGAAGCUGGGUGGAUUGGUGCAGCCACAUGAUGGGCAGUGUCACCUGAAUGAGGCCAACGAAUACACCGCUUCCAAUCAACUGGUGAGAAUGCAUAGCAAUGAAAUGGAUGUGUAAAAUGUCUAGUUAUCAUUCUGAGGGUCUCUUGAAUGCCACAGUGUUGUUUUGACUUCACAUUUGGAUGAUUGGACAGCUUUAAAAACACAUUCGCUUGUGUCUCCAGAGCCCUGCAUGAGGCAAAAUAGUGUAUAUAAAAGCUGCUGCAUGGAGUCCCUUGCUUCAUUCCAACUCUUUCCUCAAUGUUUUCUGAGGUAAACAGCUGCUCCUUAUCAGUGUUCUGUAUCACUGAUCCUUGUUGCGUUUCAUUUCAGGAUGGAACAACUUGUUACCCCAAACCCUUAACUGCUGUUUAAAGACGGUGGCUAUGUGAAUGUCUCACAACUUACUGUGUCUUAGUGCAACUUGUCUCCAUUAUGCUUUCAGCAGCAGUCAUGUGUUUCAGCUUCUGUUUGCCCCUUACUAGCUAAGUGCUGUUCUUCCAUUUAUUUGUCUCGGUAUAUAAAUAAAAUAUUGGUAAGCAAAGGACAAGGUAAACCUUGAUUUGACACUUUGAAUUCAGUAGAGAGGUCUGCAGAUAGCUAUUUUCCUUCUUCGGCUUUUCUGGAUGAAGAGCCGCUUUGUUCUUGCAUAGCUGUUGGGUUGUUUUUCUGCAUGCCAGGCAAAUUGCAAAUCCUAAUUAUUAUUGUGCCCUUUAAUGAGCAUGUAAUGUUCCCCUCCCUCCAUGUUGAAAGUGUUCCUAACUUGCUGUCUUUAGAUAAUGGGCUUGAAUCCUUCCACAGGACAUUUCUUUGUUUUCCUGAGUAAACAAAGUCAGUAAAUAUACAUAUUCAUUGGCCAUUUCUGUAAUUUGUGUACUAGCCUAGAAAUCACAUGAAAAUCUAUUCUGUCACCACAGUAUUGGAAGAAUGUCAGUGUGGUUCACAAUGGAAGGCCUGGAUACAAAUUCCUGCUCCAAUAGAGACUUGGCCUUGGUUGGUCAUCAGUUUCUCCAUCUGUAAAAUGGGAACAUUACUGGCCGAUCCACACAGGACGGGCUGGAAGUAGUGAAAAGUUUGGCAUGUCUAAUUUCCAUUGAAAUGGAUAAUACUAAUGUACAUAGAUAAAUGCUUAAAGCUGCAAUCCUAAACUCCCAGGUGAAUGAGCUUCAUGGAAUACAUGUCUUGUUAAUUUCUGUGGGAUUCAGAUGGCACUAAAGAUUAGGUAUUCAGAAUUGUCUGUACAGAUUAUUCAGCAUCUUGCCUAUAAUUUUAUAUGUAACAAGAAGUGGAGGGUAUAAACAGUAUUCUUAAUAGCGCAUUCAUACUAAGCUUUGCUCUGAGCUGGAGGUAGUUGAUGCAUGGCCUAAACAGAGUGGAUUGCUAUUGUCAGAACUCUCUUCUUUGCGCCAAACGUGUGACGUGAGAGAGGUUUUCCUCCACUUGUUUAUAUUGGGGCAAGAUGCUGCCUUCUCCUGCUGUUACUUCACUGCCAUUUGUAUGGGUAAUGGGGGGGUGCUGCUGGAAGGGAGAGCUCCACUGGUUUAUAUCUUCUUUUGAGAGUGCAGAGAAUAGUCUGAGAAUACAUAAUGUGGGUACAUGGUUACAAUCAGUUCUUAGCCUGGGUGGGUGGCCAUGAUGGCUCAGUGCAAGCUAUGCAGUACUUCCUGAGAAGAGGUUUUGGGAUGUAAUGAAAAAGGGUAAAGAGAAUGGCUGACCCCAUAAUUGGUGGGGAAUUGGGCAGCAUGGCUAUUAAUUCGUUGCUUGGCUGACUUAAUGCGACUAAUUUUCUUGGAACCUAGAUAAGUGAUGAAGUGUCCACUAUACCAUAUAGGCCUUCCUGGGUAUUAAGCUCUACAGGGGAGGCCUUCUUGGUAGUGGCUCCCUGAUUAUGAAAUUUGUCACCCCACUGAUGCUUUUGAGUUUUUAGUGCCAGCGGAAGGCACAUUUCUUCAUGUAUGCCAUUGUGUGGGUGGGUUGAGUUGUUACCUUUCAAGUUUUAACUAAUUUGCCCUGCUCUUGUUUUUGUUUUGUUUUACUGUAAUAAAAGCACUUGAAUUUUAUUGCUGCCUAUUUUGGGUAAUUGCCCUGGCAAUUCUCUGUAAUUUACCUCUAUAACAACCCUGUGAAUUGGCCUGGUUUUCACGUGAUCAUAGUGAGUGCACUUAACUGAUGGCAAACCAGAAAUACAGCUUUAGUUUGGACGGGCCACAGAGUUCCGUUCCUUGACACACGGAUGCCGUAAUAUGAAAUAGGUACAUCCACAGUGUGGAAAUCUCUUAUUUGCAGAUGUGUGUGCUUAGCUAUAAUUGUAUACGCUUGGAGUCUUUUAAAGCACAAUUCUAUGCAUAUCUACUCAGAAGGAAGCCCUGUUAACUUCAAUGAAACUUACUCGCAGGCAAAUACGAUUAAAGUUGCAAAGCAGUCAUAAUUCAUUUUCUUUGUCUUUCACUGGUCUCUCUUUCUUUAUCUUUUUCUAGGAUUAUCCUUCUCUUGCUCUUCUUGCAGAGAAACUAGCCGAGAACAAUAUACACCUAAUUUUUGCAGUGACGAAAAGUCACUAUGUUCUUUAUAAGGUAAGUGUUGGGCGCAAAGAGGAAGGAACUGAUUUCCUGUUUGAAACCUGCUGGAAAGUGAAGGGGGAAGUCAGUAGAGUCAGAGUGGGCCUUGAAAGUCACCCCACUCCAGGGGUGGAUAAUCUUUUAUGAGGGUUGCAUUGCCCCAUUGUGGCUCCUCCAGGGGUUUCUUGCCAAGGUGGAUGUAGACCACACUCUCAUGCAUGCACACACACAAACAAACAAACAAACACAUGCAGGAAUUUGGCAUAUUUUCACACAUGUAGGCACACUGGGAGCUCUCAAUUGCAGAUUUAUCCACUGUUUUUGAAACUUCCCCAUCCUUGCCCCAAUCUUGAGAAGCUUGAAAGGACUCUUUCAGGUCUGAUUAAGAUUGCAAGGUAGCAGUUUUGCCACUGGAGUUCUGGGGUGAGAGGAGAGAAUGUGUUAAGACGUCUAGUACUUUGGAGGAAGGAAGAGCUGCUUGGAGUUAAAAAGUACUUGAGAAUGUGCUUGUGAUCUGGCUUUAAGCCCUGGGAGCUUUGCCUCUGUGCAAAUCAGGCUGCAGUCCUAACCGUGUCUACUCGGAGGUACGUCCUGUUGGCAUUCAGUAGGGCUUACUUCCAAAUAAGUGGGGUUAGGGUUGCAGCCCCAAGCAGCUCUGCAGUGCGCCCUCCUCCCAAUUUCAUUCUUCAGUUAAUUUCAGAAUGGCGCUUCAGUGAAAAGCAGCUAAGCUUCUUAAAGUGAAUAAAUCAACAUUGGUGAUCAUGAAGGCACCAAAAAUAGCUAUGGGAUUUAAUCCUUAUUUUGGGAACGUUGCCAACAGUAGUGUAUUCAGCCCAGCCUGCCGUUACUUAAAUCUUAUUACUUAAAAGUGAAUUAUGUCUCUGCACUGUUCAGAGGCUCAAAGUACCUUGUGUCUCUUUCAACAAAAUUUCCCAUUCUCCUCCACCUAAUUAAUGUUAGUGAACAGAAGUCUCCAAGGACCAAUGUUUUUCCCGUUUAAAAAAUUGUGGCUUUUUAAUUAUAUUGAUGAAACUUAUGAGAGGAUAUAAUUUCCUUUGUUUUUAAAUAACUUGUUUCUCUUGUGUACUUCUCUCUCUCUCUCUUUAAAAAGAACCUUACUGCCCUCAUUCCUGGAACGACAGUAGAGAUUUUAAAUCAAGACUCUACAAAUAUUAUCCAGCUUAUAGUCAAGGCCUACAAUGUGAGUUUUUCACUUUUGGUGUUUAGAUGUCAUCAAUUUCGUCUGUAUGUUUUAAUUAUUUAGAAUACUUACAUCCUUGUCUGUGGCCCCAAGAGGCUCUCGAAGUGGUUUACAAAGGAGUCUCAAAAUAAAAGAUGCAUUCAAGUGUGUUAUUGGGGAGCAGACAUAACAUUGUGCCACUCUGCAAGCAUAUCAUGAAAGGAGGUGUGUGCAGAUGAUGCCACCUAGCUGGUAAGAAAAUUGAACUUGUGUCCUGCACUGUAAAUCUAUGGAUUUCCUUAAAUUUACUACUACAGUCCAUUUCUCUUCAGAUUGUCAGUCUAGUUGUUUCUUCUUGCUUCACACAUCCUCCAUCAUCAUUGUUGACCAGCCAUCCCCUGCCCUGGUAACUGUGACAUUUGAAUUUCUCUAUUGAACCACAGAAGAGCCAGUCUAGUGCAGUGGUUAGAGUGUUGGACUAGGACCUAGGAGACUGGAGUUCAAAUCCUCACUAGCCCAGGCUUGCCAUAUGUCAGGAAAAUUCCUGACAUGUCCUGGUUUUCGGGUGUAAAAAUGGCGUUGGGGGAAUUUUGCCGAAUCAGUCAAAUGUCAUGGGAAGCCUGGAUGCAUGGCAAUAUGAUGAAAAAAGCUCCAAAAGCUUAAAAUCACUUUGAGGUAGGAUAGAAAUGCAGUAAAAAAAUAAUGAACAGAUAUUUGUCUGCUUACACAAAUUACCCACUUCGAAUUAUUUCUCUUGCUCUUUGGCAGAGAUUGUGAGGUCGGAUCUUCUCAUACUGUAUGUAGGUGAUUUUGUACAUAGGUGCUGUAUAAGAACAUAAAAUUAUUUUGCUUUGAUGGAUUGAAGCCAGAAUAGGAGCUCUAACGGUUUCAUCUCUUGGCUUGAAUUCCUGUUAUCCGAUUUCUCAUUGUUAAUCCUGUUUCUUGACUGUUUUCUCUAUAAUGUUUCAACGCAGAGAAGUGCUGUUCCAGAGUGUUUAUUACUUCCUUUUGAUUACUUCCCUUUCCCUCAUGAGUGCCAGAAAAGCACUUUUAGUCUCUUCCCAUGGAGCAGUGCUUAGAGGUUAAGCUCGGCUGCAUGGAUGCCUAUUAGAAGUCAAAGCUGCAUUAUGCAACGUCCAUGUUGUCCCCCGAUUGGCUCUUUGGGACCAUAAAAGAGGCUGCUGGGAGAAAGGAAAUUGGCCACUCAUGAGCAUGCAGCUACUUGUUAAUAUUUUUGUGGCCCCCUUUUUCCUGUAUUUGACUUAUAGAUAGACCCUGCCCUGAUAAGAAAGGUAGAUUUAUGUUGAAUAAUAAAGGCAGCAGCACAUUCAACCUAGUAAUACCGGUUCUGACUGGCAGCAUCUUUUUGUUUUAAAGAUCACAGCAGGAAAAGGAGAUGGCAUGUAUGAGGGAUGCCCAUUUCCUCCGUUUGUUUUGAUUGUGUGGGAGGCUGAUGAGGAUAGUUGGCAUGUGGGCAGCAGAUGAUUUGUUGCUGUGUAUGCCACAAGAAUUUUGGAAUUAUUUAGAGUUUAAGAAUUUCUUGUUGGAAGCCGCCCAGAGUGGCUGAGGAAACCUAGCCAGAAGGGUGUGGUGUAAGUAAUUAUUAUUAUUAGUAGUAGUAAUAAUAAUAAUAACUAAUUAGACUCCAGUUUCAUUGGUAUUUUAAUGUAUUAAGACAGCCAUAGCCAACCUGGUGCCCUGUAGAAGCUGUUGGACUACAACUCUCAUUGUCCUUGCCCAUUGGUCUUGCUGGCAAGGGCUGAUGAGAGCUGGGAGUCCAAUUAUAUCCUGAGAGCAGCAUGCUGGGUCUAUUGAAAAACAAGCCAUGUUAACAUUGGAGAAUUCAACAGAGAUGCAUUUUUUAAAACACACACACACACACACACACACACACACACACACACCACCACCACCACCACCACCACCACCACCACCAACAACACAGAGACUUUCUGCUACUCUGCUUUUGAUUUGGAAAUACUUGAUAUCCUGUUUAUCUCAUUGUAAAAGACACCAGACUAUGAUAGUGAAUCUUUAUAGCUAUUUAGAAUGCUUAUAAACAAAGACCCUGAAGGGAGGAGUGGGGGACCAUAAAAGGUUUGAACUUAUUUUUACAGCAAUGGUAAUGAGCGAAGGAUAAACAAUCAGUCACCAUUAUAGUUACGUGUGCCCAACUCAUUGUUUCCUUCCUUGGAAAGCCAGUACAGAACUGCCCACUUGCUAACACUGGAAUACUGAUGAAGAGGAACUAGGCAGUGAGUGAAGCAUCACAGAGAAGGAGUGCAGGCAAAAGGGCAAGUGGUGGAGAAGCAACUCUGGGCUUGGCAGUAGGACAAUUAUAUUCCAUGAAGUUUCUUGGUUGGAGAGGGGAUGUAGGGGAUUUAGUCAGUUCAAACAUCACUGCAGGUGAAGAGGUUUGGAAGAAUCCUUAGAACAGAUUUAGGAAGUGCAGUGAUUGUUAUAAUAUCCCAAGCCACCAGACCCCUCAACAACUUUGAGAUGUACAUUAGACAAAAUUGCAAUAAUACUAAAAGAGCCAUUUUUCUUCUUCAUAAUGUUUAUAUAUAUCUAUAUAUAUAUCUAUAUAUAUAUCUAUAUAUCUAUAUAUAUAUAUAUAUAUAUACACACACACACACACACACCUCCCUUCAUCCUCAAAUACACAAGCAGUAAAAUCUCAGGGCCUUUAAAUUCAAAUACAGGAUGAUUCUUGGAGCGCUCUGUGGAAUGAACCUCCAUUCCUCUCAGUCUCAGCUGGAAUGAAAGAAAAUGCCAGCAAAUUACUCUGUUGGUGGUAUCUUACUUCAUAUGCUGUUCAUAAAAUAAAUCACUCAACUUCACCUCUCUCUGUGCUGAAGAAACUGUGGAAAGCAAGGCACUUCCUUUCAUAUGUGGUGGUUAUGCCCAAUUAUUUCCACAAAAUUGGGAUUGGUCUUCCAGGAAAGAGGCAAGCUUAUUUCUCAGCCAAUAAUUCUGGAUUCUUUAGUAGCACUUAUGUUUAUCUAUGAUUCACAACCUAAACAUGUUUCUUAAAGCUAGAAACUGGAACCUUCCCUGGCAUCAAGAACUAUGGAAUGUGACACUGAUGAAGAAGGGAGGUGCUCCUUAUCGCUACUAUGGAUGCAACCUUAGAUCACUGUGCUGUUUCAUAUAAUUUGAUGUGCCCAUUAGUGCAUAGUUUGUUCCCACAAAUGUCUUAAGUGAAAUGAUGUAUGUGCUUUUAAAAUUUUUUAACUGAUGGGACUCUGUUUCUUUUCACUUUCUAGAGUAUCCGAUCUAAAGUAGAGCUAACUGUCUGGGAUAACCCUGAGGACCUCAACCUGGCUUUCACCGCCACGUGUCAGGAUGGCUUGUCAUACCCUGGAGUCAGGAAGUGUGCAGAUCUUCAGAUAGGAGACACGGUGAGUUUGUUUAUCCAGUGGACAGGAUAGGAAAUAAUCGUGGUAGAAUUGUAUAUGGGCCAUCAGGCUCCCAUGAAAGGGAUAAUUGAGGCAGUUCAAUAAUAGGAGUUCCCUCCUCUCAGAGGUGCCUGUGACCUCGGCACCAUGAAUUUAUAAAAACCCACCUUCUUCAAACGGCCUCUUUGUAAAAAAAAUCCCUCCACCUAGGGAGCUACCUUGCAGAAUAUAGCUGUUGUUGGUUGUUAUAUUGUUCUGCUAUUCUGCUUUGAUAACUUAAUGUUGCUGCCCUUGUCAGUUUUAGAUGGCUGUAAGAUUGUUCGUUGUUAUGUUUUUGAUAUUCUGAGCUGCCUUGGGUGGGCUGUGCCCUCAACAGUGGCACAUAAAUUCAGUUUUUAUUAGUUUAGAGAUAGGAGUUUAAGAGGAUUGCUUCCAGAUCUGAUAUUGAAAAAGAGAGACCAAAUUCUGCCAGUGAAUUCUGUUUGAGGACUGCUUUGAAACUGGAAGGCCACAACGUGUUGGGCUUGAGGGAAGCAGCUUUCCAUUCCAUACAUUAUGUAAUCUAUCUUGAAAAUGGUAAAAGCAUUUUAAUGUGUUAUUCUCAUUUUGAACUUCUUCAUCAGCUGGCCUACUACUUUCCCUUGCAUUGCUCACAUGGUAGCAGCACAUUCCUGCGCAUGCCUUAUCCCCCAUUUACCUUGGAGCAACUUUGCAAUCUUAGAUCAGUGAGCACUAAUCUGUACUUGGCUAGUUGUGAGUUUAUAUUGUCGGGGCAUGCUCACAACCCCUUGCAUUUGUGCUUGGAGAGAGCUGGGGAAGCAGAUUCCUUCUCUUGACAGACAGAAGUCAGAAAAGCAGCAUUUGCAAACAAUCGCCUUCUUUGCUUCCAGUGCUCAUUCCUCAGCUGUUAGUAUAAUCGCCUUCCCACGUGGCCCCAGCCUGUGGAUUUUAUGCACAGUAGAAUGUUGAUGCAAGCUGUGGUUUUGCUUACAUCCAGCGCAGUGUGUCAAAUAUUCAGUGUGAACUGGGGCCUAUGUGCAUUAACACUUAAGUGAGAAGGACCAAGGAAUAAUUAUCUUCGGAUGAUCAGAACACAGGAAGUCACCAAAUUUGUUUAAUUUGGAAAUGUAUAAUUGGCUUUUUAAAUUGUAUUAUGAUCUGGUAUGAUUUGACAUUGUAAUAAUGUGGCACAUAUUGGAGUGUUAUUAAUGAAAAAAAUAAGGAAAAAUGUUUUAUAAAACCAAAAAAACACUUAUGUGAGAAGGCCUUGAAUUGGACCCCUCUUCCCUGCUGCCCUGCAAAGAGAAAGUGCAGAUGGGUGACAUGAACAAGGCCUAUUUGCAUAGGCAUUUUCAAUAUGUGCCAUCAUUAUCCAGCAGAAAUGAAUAUAUCAAACCACACAUUGGGAGAAGGCACUGUAGAUCAGGCUUCCUCAACCUCGGCCCUCCAGAUGUUUUUGGCCUACAACUCCCAUGAUCCCUAGCUAGCAGGACCAGUGGUUAGGGAUGAUGGGAAUUGUAGUCUCAGAACAUCUGGAGGGCCACGGUUGAGGAAGCCUGCUGUAGAUGCUUCAUGCUUGUUCCCAUGAAGAAGACAGAAUCUGGAUAUUGUGAGUUCUGAUCUGCUCUGAUCACAGGAUUGGGAAACUUCUAUGGUCCGUGUAAUCCUGGGGCUCCUCCCAGCAAACCUUUUAAGCUCUGACUCUUUGAUCUGUUUUCCUUUGUGAAGGAGGAGACCUACUCCUUCCUUCAUACCCCUGCAAGUCUCUAGAUCAGGCUUUCCUAUGCUUUUUCUGAAUCGAGGACAGCACUGUUGGGGUUACUAAUAGUGAAACUUGCUGCAGUGUCCCAUCUGCACAUUGCCAUCUGGCACAGAAGAGCAGAGCAGGCUGGGAUUUCAAUAAAACGGAGAAUUCUAAGUGACCCUUUGAAAGAGCCAAGAGAUUGCCCCCUCCCCACUGUGUGUUUCAAACCAAGCCUGUUUCGAAGUACAUCAGAAAUCGGCUGAUAGAUAAACCUGGAGCAAAGCUAAAUGCUGCAUUGACAUAUGUAAUUACUUUAAAGUUUCAUAAAUCAGUUCCUUUCCUCCAUUUGUGCCGCUGUGUUUUACAGGGGUGGGCUGUCCCUUGUUUUAUUAGCAACAGUUCUGCAUUCUCCAAGCAGCCUGCAAAUUUGUGUUCAUUUAAAAAAAGAGAAAAAAAGCAAGGGAGAAAAGGGGGGAAUAAAAGAGACAACACUUAUUUGCGGUCUAAGCCUUCACUUCUCAAAGAGAAAAAUAUCUAGUGCUGAGUUUAGUUUGUAUCAUUGCAGAAUCUAUCAGUUUGACAGGUUUUUUAUGCCAUGUGUUUUAAAAAACAUAUGGCAUUGGGGGGGAUUGUGUAUCAUAAUAUCGUGGGCAUUUGGUAGCUUGUGGAUACAAUCAUUUAAAAACAACACCAUUUUGUUCAUUUUCAUUAAUAAAGAAUUCAUAGUUGCAAUUCAAAGUGCAACUGUAUGCAUGUUUUCACAGAAUAAGUCCCAUUGAGUUGAGUGAGCCUUACUUCCAGGUAAGUGUGUAUAGGUUAGCUAUAAUAAUGCAACAAAAAUUAACGGGGGGAGCGGAGGAAUUAAGGCAAGCCCUAACAAUGUUUUCAACCUGAAAACAGGAAAUCAUUGUUCAGACCGACUUCUCCCUUAGCCUGCAGAGAUAAUUGCACUUUUAUUUAUUAAGCAUUUAUAACACAUUCUUCAAAAAAAAAAGUUCCCAGAGUAGCAUACACAAACAGAAUAGAGCAGGCAUAGGCAAACUCAGCCCUCCAUAUAUUUUGGGACUACAAUUCCCAUCAUCCCUGGCCACUAGUCCUGUUAGCUAGGGAUGGUGGGAGUUGUAGUCCCAAAAACCUCUGGAGGGCCGAGUUUGCCUAUGCCUGGAAUAGAGCAAUGGUAGCAGAAUAAAAUCAAAUGUAACAGGGAGGAUGGAAGACUUGCAGAUCUGUGCUCUAAAGCUAGAGGAGGGAGCUUUCCUUCAAAACAAAAUAAGAACAACUUAACAAAAAUAUUCCCAUUGCUUGAAAUGGUAUGAGUGUUUGCUGCAAUAGAAGGGAUAUCUUUGCCCUUGCUUUUUCCUUUUCCCUUGCUUUUGCCCUUCUGCAGACAGAACCUGAUCAGACUGGUGGCUGAAUCCUACUUCAGUAGUGGCAGCAGAACAGCAUCCAACACUACAUCCAGGGCUAGGGGUGGGGUUGGCGUGGCAGGAGGCUAGCUGAGGAUGCCCAGGGGAACGGCAGGGUGUCUAAGGAGAAGGUCCAUCAGUCAGUAGUAAAGCUUUGCAUGCAGAAGGUCCCAUGUUCAGUCUCUGUCUGAGAGAGACCCCGUUUGAAGUCGCUGCCCGUCAAGUGCAGAUGAUACUGAGCUAGAUGGGCCAAUAGCCUGACUUGAUAUAUGUUCCUUGGUUCACUUCUCCCCCCCUUCCCCCAGCAUUUGCUGUUUGAGGGAGCUGCCUCAACCUGACCAACGGUAGAGCUGGUUCUGCCAAAACAUUUGAGUUUUUUAAGGCUUCUGAUAACUUCCCAUUCCUACCUUUCACUAUUCCCACAUAGGUUUCCUUUGAGAUAUCAGUAGAAGCUCGGAGUUGCCCCGCUGAGAACACCUCGCAUACGUUCACUAUCAGGCCGGAUUGGUUUCGGGACACUCUGGAGGUGACUGUCACCUACAACUGCGUGUGCGGAUGUACCAAACAGAUAGAGCACAGCAGCAGCAAGUGCAGUGGGAACGGCACCUACGUGUGUGGGUUAUGUGACUGUGAUCCGGGCCACGUGGGAGCCAAGUGUGAAUGUGAGGAAGGCGAGAGUGGGAACAUGUACCAGAACAUGUGCCGCGAAGCUGAAGGGAAGCGGGUCUGCAACGGCCGAGGGGAAUGCUCUUGCAACCACUGUGUCUGCUUCGAGAGCGAAUUUGGGAAGAUCUACGGGCUGUUCUGCGAGUGCGAUGACUUCUCCUGCCCAAGAUAUAAAGGUGUAAUCUGUUCAGGUAAGUGCGAGGCAAUCUAAUAAUGCAUUUUCCUGUCCAACUCGAAUCUUGUAAGAGCUCUCAGGUGUGAAGGGUGAGCCAUGCAGUUUCUUCUCCCCGAGAUCUUCUGUUAAUCGUUUUCUUAAGCCAAAGGUGACCCUGCAGAAAUGGUCAAACUCCACAACUCCCAUCCCCUCUGACCAUUGGCCUUGCUGGAUGGGACUGUUGGGAAAGGGGAGUCCAGCAACAUCUGAAGGGUCACAGGUUCCCACCCCACCCCAAUCAUGCAAAAACAUUUCAAAAGACAUUCACUUACAAGCCAAUGCACCAAGACCUCUUCUCAGCACAGGGAAAUGUGAUUCAUAUGCUAGACCUACGUUGUCACCAAAAGAAAGCAUGUUCCAAAAGCCAUAUUCGCCACGUGAAACUAGUGCGGCCAGAUCACUUCCUGAUUUGCAGCCCCAAAUCACACUUUCUUGGUAACAUUAAGUUAUGUAUGUUGUGCUCUGAGGUCUCUGCCAACAGCUAAUGAGGUGAAAUGGACGAGGAAACCCACAAAACGCCACGAGUGUUGUGUUAUUAAAUGUUUAUUUGGGAGAAGGGAAAAUGGUGCUGCAUUUGACUGUGAUCAUGCAUUGGUAAUAAUGUGCAGAUCAAGCCACCAGAACAGAGGUGGCGAAGUGAUUCUCCAGAUGUUGAUGGACUAGGACUUCCAUCAGCCCCAGUCAGCAUAGCUAAUGGUAAGGGGUUGUAUUCCAGCAACAUCUGUGGAGAGCCACAGGUUCCCCAAUCCAUGCUGUAGAGUUUAAGCUUUUUAAUCCUUUUGACAACACUUGCAAAAUGUUUACAUACAUGCAGACAGCUUUAUGUACACCAUCCCAGAAAUAAGGGGCGGGCAAGCGAGAUACAUACUCCUUUAUUUUGCAAUAUUUAUAUACCGCUUGAACGGUGGUAAAAUGGCUGUGGUAACUGCCUGACUUUGCAGUUCAGCCUUGAUCACUGUAAGCGUGAACUCGUACAACACUGCAGCGUCUUGCAAAAUGAAGCAUACUUUCCAUGGCCUGUGUAGCAAGAGCCACCUUUAAGUAGUCAUCUGAGUCUGAGUCAUACUGGGCACUCACGAAUCUGCAGAUGUUAGGUCUGCAGUAUUUCUUCUUUUCAAGGAUUAAAUACUGCAAGCUACAGUGGUGGCAGUAAAGGAAAUGAAGAAGAAAAUGGCUUAGAUUAACCUUAAGAGGAACCGUGUUACCUGUCUUCUUGCAAUUUGGCUUCCUUUUCUCCCUAGUCCAGAUGUCAAUUUGACAUCUGGAAACAUUGGAUUUCUAGUGCCACAUUUACUGCUAAGCUAGAACCCUAUAGCUUUGCUUAGAAAUAAUGUAAUUAUGCUGUUUAGUGUGUGUGAAGUUUUCUAGCAGAAGUAUGAAGCACCGUUGCUAUUGUUAGAAUGGUGUUUUGGAACUUUGAAUGUAAUAUCAUUACUGAGGACUAGAGUCCUGCUAAAUGCAGGCUUAUCCUUCUCUUUGCUUUCUUACUAAAAUAUAAAAAAAUUGGAAAACUCAUCCUUUUAUAUAGUGCAUUUUGAAUGCUUAAAGCACUUCAUGUACUUUCGCUUUGUAAUUCUUUUAACAACCUUAUAAGAAGAUGAGUUUGGAUUUGAUAUCCCGCUUUAUCACUACCCUAAGGAGUCUCAAAGCGGCUAACAUUCUCCUUUCCUUUCCUCCCCCACAACAAACACUCUGUGAGGUGAGUGAGGCUGGGAGACUUCAGAGAAGUGUGACUAGCCCAAGGUCACCCAGCAGCUGCAUGUGGAGGAGCGGGGAAGCGAUUUUUAUUGUAUUUUCAAUCAUAAUAAAAACUGACUUGAAACUAUGGCAGCUAGUUGUUUUCCACCCAAAAGAAUAUCCAAAGUAGCUUAAGGAAAUGCUGAUACAUAAGAAAUUUUUCACAGUGCUGCCCAAAGUCCCUAGACCUGUAAGUCCCUCCAAAGGUUGUCUCCUUUGGUCAUUGUUCAAUUUACUUCAGAACAUUUUCAGGUGCCCUUAAUAGGAAUCUAAUUUGGCACAUUCAUUUUACUUUUGUUUAGUAAACAGGACUCAAGACUCUGAAACUACCAAGCGUGCCUAAUAUUGUAUUUACAAUUCACACCCGUUCCUUGUUACUAAAUAAACUUGAGGAAACAGGGGGGAAAUGUGGAAAAAUAAUGGGCUGGGAAAAUUUCCACUCCACAUCACUACUGAAAAGCCAUUAGUGGUAGGGGCCAGGUGAGCCUCCCUAGGGAGAUGAGCACUUCUGGGAAGGUUCUCUCUUCAGGUAGGCAUAAUAAAGGUUCCUCUUUUUUUGGAGGAGAUUUUUGGGACUAUUCUGUCCUGGGUUUUGCCUACUGCAAAGGGUAGUCUGAUCAUCCCUUGCCAUUGGCUAUGCCUAUUGGGGCUCUUGGGAGUUGUAGUUCACCUCUGGAGGGCCAAAGGUUCCCCAUACCUGAUUUAGAGCCAUCCUUUUGGGGCACUGCUCUUCUUUCUUUAUGCUGCUCCUUGAAUUGGAUGUGAAUAGCAGAAGCAGCUGAUCGAAACCACCUCCACAGUUUUAGCUACUCGAGUGCCAAAUUGAACUCUGGCAGUCAUUAAACUCUGUGGCAGACAAACCCAGAAGGACAAGAACACCCUGAGGAGAAUCCAGAAACUUUGCAAAAGCAAUCAGCAGCAGCGAGGCAGCUUAAAAAUUAUGUGCAGAUCAGAGAAUCUGGAAAUAAGAUAUAUCUGCAAAGUUCUGCAAGCUGGUGGGCCCAUCUCAGGAUGGAUAGUGCUUUUGAUUGUGAAUUUACAGGGCUCAUAUAAUAUUCUUUUUACUAUGGCGAAGGAAGGUGAAAGCAUGUUUUAUAGCUAGCAUAUGAUGACUUGGAUGCCUGGAAGCUUUCCCAGGAGUGAUUCAGUAUGUUUAAUUGCAGUGCAAGUCAAAAGGAGACAGUAUGGUUUGUGGAUGAAAGUAGCCCAUACAUUGGGGAAUGAAUCUUAAGCCACAUGGAGUGUUGAAUCAUGUCAAUGCUAUAUUUCAUGCAAGUAAAAUAAGAUAAUUCAUGCACUUUAUGAGGAAAUGGUUAUGAUAAUAGGGGCAACAACAAAAGGGUAUGAUUUGGCAUCAGUUGAGGACGAUCCAAAAUAAUUUAAAGGACGGUAACCACAAAGGAGAACAGCAAACUCCCCCUGCUAUCAGAGUUCAGCCAUAUCUUAUAAUUUAGAAAAUUCUGCAAAAAUUACACACAGUAGUAGAGCAGGGAGAGGAAUGUUUGAAUGGGGGGAAAGCCCCAAAUGUUACAGAAUCUUUUUUCUCUCCAGAGGGGUAGCCAUGUUAUUUUUGUGUGGUUUAGUUUGCUCAUUACGAUUGAAACAUUCUCAGCUGGAGUUCCUGCCUCUUGCAACUUUUGUGAUGCAGUCUCUUGGCACUAGUUGUCUGCUUUAGAGAUCAGGAUCCAAACAACUAGCAACACAUUCUUUAUGCUUGAUAUGUUGCUGAUGCAUUUGAAUCCUUGUAGAUUUUGAGGUCUCUGGAGGAGGGGUGCAGUUCAGACAAGCUGUCCUCCUUCACUGCUGAACUCCUGAUUCUUUCCGGGUCAAAUGCCUUUUAGAUUCCUUUAUGGCUACUGCAUCUUGAUAAGUAUAACCGUGUGUGUGUUUUCUGACUCAUGACUAGGGAUGGGGAGAAAUUUGCGUUGUUUCACAUUUUCAUACAAAUUCACGCUUUUUGAAACAAUAUGCAAACUGAAAUGCAGCUAUGCUUCAAAAUUUAUGUUCCUUCAAAUUUUCUUAAUGCACUUCUCCAACCAAAGAUUGUAUACAAAAAUGUGGCUUUUUGGGGGGGGGGGUGCGGAUAAAAAACAGCACACAAAAAUGCAUUUUGUUAGGGAAGAUGGCUUUCAAAACUGAAUAUAGCAGGAGAAACAUAUGCUGAAAUACUGAUACAUUUUCAUUGAGACUUUUGAAAACCUGGUGUGGAAAUAUGUACUGGACUGAACCGUGAGAUUGGAAAAACGAGAGACUGAAAUGGACACAUUUAUUCCUCCCUGCCCGUGACACUUCUGGUUAGCGGCAGAGAUUUAUGGAUUCCCCAGGCAUGUUUUAAAAGAAAGUGAGCCAGCAUUGGGGUCUGCUGGCCUGCUUUUACUUGAAUUCCAUUCCAAGUGCCUCUUAACAAGGAUUAGGCGUGGCAUGCUUCUAGCCAUUAUUGCCACAUGGGUUAACAUGCAGAAAUGUGGGGUCAAGAUUUAGGUCCCUCAGAUGUAAUAAGGACUGACAUGAACAGCAGGAAGUGGCGUCCUGUUGUUUGUUGCUAGUUGUAGCGGGGCGGCUUCCACUACGUGCAUUAGAUUUUGAAGAUAUUCUUUGUGCUUGGGAGUUCCAAUAGCUUAGCAGUCUUUCUUCUUCUUCUGAUGCUUUAUGUACGUGUCUUGGGGGUCAUCAGCCUUAUUCCCUCUAGGGGUUUAUGGGUUCAGUUUGACACCACCCCCAUCCUGCAGGCAUCUCUUCUCCCCCUCCCCUCUCCCAUCCUCCAAUUGCUUUUGCCUAACCCCCUUUAUAAAAAGUCAGGAGUUGUUUUUCCUGCUGGGAUCUGUCUUUUGCCCAUCCUUGUAAUAACGCAACAGAACACCACUAACAUAAUGGCAAACAGCUCAGGGGGGAGGGCAGGGGAACUUCCCCUUGCUUGCAUAAAAAUUAAAAAAACAGUAGUGGGCAAAAAAUUAACCACUUAACCACAUAUUGCCCAAGUGAUGUGAAGCCAGAGCAGAUGUGAGCAAGACUGAUGGAUACUGGAUUUUUCCAGAAUUAGCACAAUGACUUAUCGCCCCUUUCACAUGAUACUGUAUGUGCAAGAACAGGCUGUAUACCUAGUUAAGGGUACAAGGAGAGUUUCACACCUUCUGGAACCCCUUCUUUUCACCUAAUAGAUAAUUUGCGGGUCCGGGGUUUAGUUUGGAGAUAGAUGAUACCAGUAUAGAUCAUGAAAAAUUCAAACAUCAGUUGUUUAGGAUUUAUACAUGCAAAUGUGUGCUACUUUCAGUAGAGCACACCUUUAGCUGUGCAGUCCUCUGAAAGCAACAGAGUACAGAGAUGAUGAGAAUCCACGUAUGCUGUCUGUCUGCAGUGUGUUGGUUUCAGAAGGAUGCACCUCCAAAUACAGUUUCCAUUGAAAGCAAUGCAGUGCAGAGUUUUUGCUUUGAUGAUUGGUACAGUACUGGGAAACACAUUUGUAUGUGUGCAUCCCUGAUCAGUAGUCCUGAUUCUAAGGCAAGGCGACGGUGGAGCAGUUUUGGACUUUGAGAAUAUGGUUCUAAGGCACAUCCUGCAUUUUGAAGUCAUUUUGAAAAUUGUAAGUGAAGCUUAAAGGAUCAGUUGUCUGCUUGCAUACUUUCUAAUAACUCUGUGGACCUGACAGGGAAGAAUACAUAGGUGGUAUCCCUGGAUCUUGGGCUGCAGCUUCUGCUUAGCAGGCACACCUGUUGCUUGUCAGCUCUCUACUGAGCUAGCAGGCAAAAUCAGAAAUCAUAGGAUCAUAAGAGUUGGAAGGAACCCUGAUGAUAGGCAAGAAUAUGCAGUUGUCCCUUAUGAACCAGUUCUUAACAUGUGGGUCACAACUCAUCCAUCUAGAUUGAAAUAUACUUGCCCUUUCUGUGCCCCCUGCUCUUCCACUGGCUGGUUAACGAAUGACUCUGGAUAUAUUUUCUCCUCUCCUGUGUAGUUGGGACUCAUUAGCUGGGAAGAGUCUUCACAUUCUACAGUGGUACCUCUGGUUACGUACUUAAUUCAUUCCGGAGGUCCAUUCUUAACCUGAAACUGUUCUUAACCUGAAGCACCACUUUAGCUAAUGGGGCCUCCCGCUGCCGCCGCACCGCUGCCGCGCGAUUUCUGUUCUCAUUCUGAAGCAAAGUUCUUAACCCGAGGUACUAUUUCUGGGUUAGUGGAGUCUGUAACCUGAAGCGUAUGUAACCCGAGGUACCACUGUACUUGAACAGGAUGCACUAUAUAUUGUUGUUGAUAAAAAAGGCAGUUCUUAGAUCCCAUCUGGCACUGCCAUGUGGAAUGAAAUCAUGCAACUGUCACAUGCUUUUUUAAAAUGGCUACCGGCUGAGUAAUCACUGUCGAUGUUGAAACCUCUCUCCUCAAUUAAUGCAUCAUCUUAAAACAUGUGCAUGUGCUGAGUAAGUGCUACUGUAUUUCUGAAUGUGCUUAUCUAGCAUGUUUUUGUUCCUUUUUUCAGAUCUGCUAAGCUACCCUUUCCCCCGUGUUAACCUCUGAUUUCUGAAACCUUUACUUGAAAUUUGUGGUUUAAAAUAACUUUGUGCUGGAUGUGCAUGUUCAAAUGCUCAUUUAGUCCUGUUUAGUAAAGAAAUAGAUGCAAGCGGUAGCAGCAGAGCUGUUUCCCCCAAUACGGGAAUGUGGUAUUGCACUGCUGGCAUUAGAUUGAAGAUAGCAUGAACAUAGCGGGAAGGAUUAAAUCUUUGUUUUUUUAAUUGAUGAGAAAAGCACUAAAGCGCCAUCCUGGUAGCACAGGAAUCACUAUUCCAUUCAUGUCCAAAGCCUAUAAAAAGGGAAAGCAACUGUUCAGCAUCUGAAUGAAUUUGGCAGCAGCACUAAAAAGACAUGAGCUGUGUAUAUACAAAGCCCCUCCAAGUAGUGAAUUCCUGUUGCAUGCACCAACUUUUUUUAACUGUGAAAACCCAAAAGACCAUUUUGGCAGCUGAACUGAUAAUCCAACUAUUAUUUUCAGUAUACUGCAAAGUAUUGUUUGGAUGCAUCUAGGAUGGUUGGAGCAGCAAAGGAGACUUCCUCGAGUAUAGAAAUCCUUGUGACCCAUAUACUUUCCUUUCCAAGGGAAGAGAAAAAAAAUCAAACUUCCUAGUCAGCAAAGUUGUGAAAGAAAUUCACAAUUUGCACAAAGAUGACGGGUGCAAAAUAAAUAGAUCUCUGUUUCUGCUUAUAAUGACCCCUUGUUUGCGCAUCCCUUUUGGAUUAUUGAAAUCCAGUCAUCUCAGUAAGGCAUGCUGCUUAGCAUAUUAGUUGACUCUUGCUACUGGCUUGUCAAAAAGCAGGGAGAUUUCAGCACAAUCCUUAACUUUUUCUCCUUGCCUCCCACUUACUCCCUUCCCCAGACAUUCUCGCCUCCAGUCCUGGCCCAGGUUAUAACAGCUAUACAUUUAUCGUGUAAGCUGUUCUUACCUGUAAAUUUAUGGAUUCGAUGAACCUGCUGCAUUUAUACUCAGCAUUCAAGUUGGGGGGAAAGGCAGAAUGUGCGGGAAAUGAUGAGGCACAGAGGCUUAACCUGUUACACAGAGACAUCGGAAGUUGCCUUAUACCAGAUCAAAACAUUGGCCCAUCUAGCUUGCUCCUGCCUGUGCUUAGUUGGGAGCAGCUCUUUAGGGUCUCAAAAGAGUCUUUUCUAGUCCUGCCUAGUUAAUAGAGAUCCAGGAUUGAAACUGGGACCUGCAUGCAAGGAAGGUGCUCUGCCACUAACACUCCUUCCCCAACUGUUGAUUUCCUUUUGUGCUCUUAAGCACAUAUCACACCUUUGGCUCACUGCUGUGCAACAUUCUGAGGCUGCACAUUCCUCUGAGCCCUGUGGUGCAUUCACGCCCUCUUUCUUUUCCCCUCUCCCCACCACCUCCAUCCCUGGUGCUUUCCCCCCACCAAGACAAUUUCCCCUGCUAAUCCCAAGAAUUGAUAGCUUACAUGCAUCUGGUAGGAUGUUUCCCCAUGUAGUGCAGAAUGCACCGUGUUGGGAAAAGUAAAUGAGCUGUUUCCAUGGCAGUUUACACUGCAGAGAGCAGCAUCCGGUGAUAUAUGUUCUGUAAUUUAUUUAUAUUUUUUGGCGGGGUGGGAGAGGAAUGACAGGGGCAAUGUGACUGAAUAUCCCAUGUGGCUUGGCCCAUAAUAGGGCAGGGCUUGCUCUCCCUAGGUUUAAAACAACGAAUGUGUGAGAUUGGUAUUAUAAGGUGGUUUAACAGCUUUCUCUUGGUAGGGUCAAGGGGUCCCACGCUGCUCCAGCCACUCCCUAUGCCUUGGACCCUUGAGUCUUUGACAGGCCCCUGUGUGUUUCUGCAUUGAAUGGUUCCACCUUCCACAGCUGACAGCUCUGUUACUGCUUGUUCAUGUGGAUAUGAGAGAGGUCUUCCACAGGACUCCUGACAUGGGUGUCUGCAAUAUUUUUUUCUGGUGUGGGCAAGGGGUACCCAAAAAUUGAAAAGGGGGAGCAGUCUGGUUUCUCACACAGAAAGGAGAAUAGUGUUUGUACAUUUUUGCCCCAUAUAUCUGGCUCUUCAAAUGCUAGGCACAUAUCCUUUUUAAAAAAAUGAAUGCUGGGAAUAAACAGAUUAUGGUUUACUUGGGGUGCGUGAGAGAAUGUGCAGACAAGAAUCUAUGAUGUUCCUUGUUCUCCCAGUGAGCAUCUAGUCCUGUAAAUUUUGAUUCUUCAGGAAGCGGCAGUAAUGCACACUUAAAGAGUUUAUAAAGGCAUCCACUGCUUCCCCCACUUUUGUUUCUGUUUUUAGGGGCCUGAGUGGGUGGUUAGGGCAAUGAGUGCAGUGGCGCUUUAAAGACUCAUUGAUUUAAAGUGCCAUGAGCUUGAAGUGGAACAGCAAGCUUAUAUUCACAUGGGUUGACAUACCUGCCCUGUUAAGUCAAGUCAACAUGGUGAAGGCUGAGGUGGAAUGUAAAAACAGACCUCUGCAUAGUUUUGUGUUUUAAACAGGAACGUGGCACGUAAGUGGCUUAUGGUUAGUGUAUAGCACUUUGUUGUGAAGUUGUCUUAAUGAAAGCUUCCAUGGCCUUCAUGAAAAUUCAGUACUUUUAGUCAUCUGAUCAAGAAGGAAAAAAUGCUCAGAACACUCACAGGUUAUUUGAAGCUUUUGCCUGCAGAAAAGGAGCGACUGAAUAAUUUUGCUAAGGAAAGCCUUCAUCCUUAACAUGUGCAAAGGUCACAAAACUCGAGAGUCUAGAAGGGUUGGACGCCUGCUUUUUGCCAACUGCUAAAUUAACUCCAGUCAUUUCUUAGCCCCUGCUGAGAGCAUGAAAAACAAGGGUGUGUGUGAAGACAGGAAGCAAACUGGAGGGAUGGUGGAAAGACUGUAAUGACUUCAUGAUCAAGGUAUCCUUAAUGUGAACUGACAGUGUUUUUAAUUAUUGUUGUUGUUUAUAUAGUGCCUCUUUUUCUCCCUUCAUUUUUUAAAAUUUCUUUUUUGUUUCCCUUCUUUGUUAAAUUUGCAAAUAAAUAAUAAUGAAGACAACUGUAGUGGCUGAAGUCUGUGGUUUUUGUAAAAAAACAAAACAACACAGACUAAAUGGAAAAUGCUGACUCAAAAUAAAUGGCAUUAGGAAUAACUGGAAAAAGACGGUGUUCUCAGUAAUAACUGCAUCUGUGAAUGCUGAAUGAUUUAUAUGAGAAGGGUUGGCAAGACUGAGGGUGCUGGACAGUCUAAAGAAGUGUAAUGUUUUGGAAGAAACAUGUUUUUCCAAAUACUGCCUCCCAAUGAGGCAUGUCCAGCAACAUUGCUUUGUGUAUCUGUGUGACUUGCUGCGUAAGGCGUCAUCUACACCAUCCAUUUAAAGCCUUGCCGCAUCACCUUAAAUGCUAAUGGCUUCCUCCAAAGAAUCCUGGGAAUUCCCAGUUACAGUAGUGUGUGUGGGCAGAAGAUAGUGGAACAGGGGAGGACAAGUUGGCUUAACUUUUUAAUUAUUUGUCCUGAGGCUCAGUUGUUUCUAUGAUGGUUUCUUGCUCAGGCAUCCUCCCUCUUGUUUCAAAGCAAAAAGCAGAAAUUGUGGGAGUUGGGAAAAGUGAUGCUGGGUUUUCUUCAGAAGCUUAUAGAUAGUGCACAGUCUGAUUUCACAAUAUACAAGCAGCUGUGCAGAUUCAUGUCUUGCUGGAAUCUUUUUUUAUUCUCUUGAGUCUGGUAGUGCUCUAGCUUUGCCCAUCUUCACAGUUGGUUAAUCUCUUUUAGCCCUAGUAGUCUGCCAUCCCAGGAAAAACAUCUGGGAGAGCUUCUGCUACCUUGUGCAAAAUUCAUGGUGUGGCAGUGUGUGAUGCGUGCUUAUUUGUGCUAUUUUGGAAUGUAGACAGAAGCUAAUGCUCCUUUCUUGAGUCAUGGAAAUAACUCUGUUGGAAGCUGUUUAACUUGUUUGCCUAAGAAGGAACUGCUUCUCGUCAUACCCUGUUUCUAAACUCAACCUUCUAGAUUUUCCAAAGUUCAAAGCUUUUUCCUGCAUUCCUCUAAAGUUUGUACUUAUUUUUAAAAACUUGAAUCCCACCAAACAAAAAAGGCAGCAUGCAACAUUAUGUAGAAAUAACAGUAAAACACCCCAAGUAUCAACUUUAUAAAUUAGAGUCUUCUAGACAAAAACAACAGCAAACAAUAUAAAAAUUGUUUCACUAACAAUGUUUCACUAACAAUGUAAGAAGCAGUGCAGAGCUGCCAUAGCAGACUUUAGGGCAGAGAGAGUUCUACAGUAGGGGGCUGCUACAGAAAAGGUCCCGCUGCUUGUAACUACCACCUAACAUUUGCUAACAAUGGGACUUGGAGCAAUCCCACCUCCUCAGAUGAUGUUUGUGCAUUCUAGGGGGUAGUGUCUUCUGUGGGAGAGAAAGCAUUCUGUAAAUCAGGGAUAGCCAAUGUGAUGCCCCCCAGAUGUUUCGACCACAGCAUCUCCUAGCAUCCCUGACUAUUGGCCAUGCUGAAUGGGAUUGGGGGAAGUUGUGGUCCAAAACAUGUUGGAUACCCCUUGCCCUAAAUUAACCUGGACCAAUAUAUAUGUCUUUAUUUAGGGCUUUAAAGGUUAACACCAACACUUUGAAUUGUGCUCAGGGAUAAUUUGAGGACCACUUCAUUUUUUCUCAACAGUAGUGUUUUGUUCUCCCACCAUGUAGUGGUGAGCACAACUGAAGUUUCUGAUCCCUCUCUUUAGAACAUAAGAAGAACCCUGCUAGAUCAGACCAAAGGCCAGCAUCCUGUUUGCCCAGUGGCCAACCAUUUAUAAGGGUGCAAUCCAGCUCCAUUAAAAUAAGUAGGAGUCCUGCUGUUGACUUUAGUGGGAGUCCCAUUAUGAUUUAAGGUGCAAGAGACAGAAGUUAGCUUGUUUGCCUUAUUUCUGUAUAAGUCAUCUCUCUCCAUGCGGGAAACUUAAUUGGACUGCGUUAGAGCUCCCAUCCAGCACCAUUUAAAUAUAUAUAUAAGGGCAAUCAUGCAUUUAUUUAUUUUCUAGGAGUUUCCAUUUGGGAAAUAUAAAAUGCUACUCAGCCAGUUUAAUCUAAUUGUAAUGGUUCAACUUGUUUUUUUCUUUUCUUUCCUUUUUUCAAAAACCCAGACAAACGCGAUGAGGACUGGCAUGUGUCCUUGUAAACAAAUUGCAGAAAAGCUGCAGCGUGGAGGUCUGUGUCUUAAACUGUGCCAAAUCUCUUAAUUUGUAUUGUGCUCUUGACACUCCUGCUGAAAAGGCAGAGGAGUGGAGAAAAACGGAAAGUGAGGGGGAGGGAAGAGAUGAAGGGAGAUGGUCUCUUUGUUGUGCCUUGUUCACUUAGCAAGGAUUCCUGCAUGAAAUGGGGGCAAAGGAGGCCAGGGCAGCGUCCUGCCAAGCCCCUGAACAACAGCAAGACAGCAGUGUUCUCCCAGUCUUUGCUUAUUUAGCUGCAAUAGGAUGCAUCUCGGAAUUUGAGUCUGAGUCAGUCCCAUGUAUCCAUCUCCCUUGUUGAGAAAGGGAAUAGCUUUGGUGAAACUGCUGCAAGUUCCCGACUCAUGAAUCUGUUGAUUUAGCUGGCCUGUGUGUCUUGUUUUCAUCUCCUGGGAGUUGGGAAUGUAAUUUAAAGUACACGGGAGGCAAACUGCAGGGCCUUUUACCAUAACAAAACCAAUAAUAUUUAAGGGAAGAGCUGUGGCUCAGUGGCAGAGCAUUCGCUCUGCACACAGAAAGUCCCAAGUUCAAUCCCUGGCACCUCUAGGUAGAACAGGAGAGAGCCCUUUCUGAAACCCUGGAUAGCUGCUGCUGGUCAGUGUAGACAGUCCUGAGCUAGAUGGAAAUAAUGGUGUUCUCAUCUCCUGUGGCAGUAAUUUAGCAGCAGGACUCCGAGCUUGGAGUGAUACCGUUAUCUCUGUUUUGUCUAAUAUCAGGACAGUUUACAUAUUACAGCUGUAAUUAAGGUGGUGGCUAUGAACUAUCCCACAGAGAGGCUGUUACCUUACUGUGAGCUGUUCAUUUGCAGUUGUUCAGCGAAGGCAUUGGUCAGUUUUCAUCCUGCAAAAAUAUGGGUCUGCUAUCGCUUGCUGAAAAACACCCAACCUUCACAAAGGUCCAUUUCAUUCCGUAUUCAUCCCACACUAAUGGCCAUCCAUAGAAAGACAUAAAUAAGUGUCUUUGGUCACAACUGUUUAACCUGCAGCUGUACUCUGUCCUACAACACAUUUAAGUUGUAGUCUGUGCUACAAGUGCCUAGCCCUAAAAGAAAUUUACAUCCUGCUGACCAGUUGUUUUGUGAGCAGGGCUCAGUAGUGUGGAAAGGCUAAGGUGUAGAUUCACUCCCUCCCCCACCCCAACUUCCCAGCUGUUUUGGUUCUUUUCCAAAGGUGCAGAUGUGUGUAUCACUAGCUACUGCAUUGACCCCGUUGAAGUGUGAGCAUAAUUCCGAUUUGAAUACAAAACCCCUCAUCCUGCUUGGGGCUGUUCACACAGAAGCCUGCAUCCAUAUGUACACAGGCCAGUGGUGGUGCAGGGCAGUUGUGUAUCACUUGCCUGCUCAGACUGUACUCUUGCCUGCCACUGAUUUUACAAGCAUAGAGAUCUAGGGGAGAGAGCUUCUGAGAAUAUUACAUGGAAACGAUCAGGUUGUCAGUCUGCUCUCUUUUAAGAGCACUCUAAUAAAAUUGGCUAUUGAUUUUAAACAUGGAAUUAGGUUUACUGCUUUCAGUGGAAGAGCAGGAAACAUCUGACAUCUCAUUUCAGAGUUGGACGCUCCUUGUGGCAAAGCUGGAAGUGAAAUAUUUCUAGCAAACGGCAUUAAUAAAUCGGAUGCAAAACCAAAACAAGAAUGGUGGGUUUAUCAAGUGCACAAAAUAUAUUUAUUUAACAGCAACGGGUGCUAGGGUACAGAUGCAUGUUUCUUGAUACUACCCCCACCCCCAAAAGAGAGAGAAAUGCUUUCAACGUUUGAUACUGGUACCUUACUAUCAUAUAGCUGAUAUUUUGUUUGAAGAGCAACAUAACUCAUUCACCAAUUGAAACAUGCUGCAAUCGUUCAAUUUCAGCCGUAGCAUUUUUAAAAACUGAAGUAGGCAGAACGCCUUGUUUCAGACAUGUUAGUCACCCAGUCUCUGUAUGUUGCUUUGACACCUCUGACUUGUUUUUAGAAUGCACUUUCCCUUCUUGGGCUGAGAUUAUAUUCCAAUUCACCAGGAAGACUUAUGUCUGCAGAAGGGUGCUAUGCUUUUCCAGCAUUUAUUUUUAGAGUCGGAAUGCUUCUCCAAGACAGCCUUUUACAUAUUGUAAAGGUUCCUGGCCUCUCCCUCUCUCUUAAUUUGGAGUGUGUGUGUAUAAGAAAUAUCAAACAGACUGCCACAGACUUGGGAAUUCUUGACGCAUUUGUGUCUUGAAAGCUGGUUUAAUCUUGGAAAUGAACCAGUUGCAGCUCAUUUCUUUCACAGUAAUUCCAACUGAGCAAACUUUUUAAGUGUCCAAAGAUUUUCCUUGCAAUAAUGGAAACAACAAAAAUUAACCAGUGCCUCUCUUUCUGAAUGGAAUUCGCCACAGCACAAAACCUCAGUUUGCAUCUGAGUCAAAAUACAUGCACUUCUCCCAUCUGGCAGGAGGAGCAUUCACUGCUACUUUUGAGAGCUACCUGCCUUUGUUGUCAUUUGUCUCUAGAAACAGACAAAACCAUCAAAUACACUUUCAGAAAAGUUGGGUGGUGCCUUACUUAAUAAUACCACAGUAGCUACCUGCUACCACAGAGGAGGGACAGUCCCAUUUGACGAUUCAUUUUUUUAAAAUGAACAAAACACCACUUGGUUUAGUAUCUUGGCAGUCAACCUUGCCAUCAGUGCCACCUUCAGAUGGACAAAGUGGGGCUUGCCGACAGCAAAAUUACUUCUAAUCUGCAAGCUUGCAAGUCUUUCUUUGUAGCUGCUUCCUUACCUGCCCCACUCCUGAUGUCACCUAUGAUGUCAGGCGGGUAUGGGGGACAUGGGCUGGUCGACUGGCUUUAACCCUAUGUGGUUAGUACUGGGAAUUUCACAGUUGAACCAGAGUCUAUAUUCCUGGAUGUUUUAAAGUUGUUGCCUGCGUAAUAAGCCAUCUUUAGCACUCAAGCGCUUUUGCUGCAAUUUGUUUAUAAUUUAUGUGUUAUGUGCCGCUCUGGAAGUGAUGCUGGUUUUGGAGUGUCAAGCAGCAUUCACAGGAUUCCCAGAAACUCUGGUGGGGCUGUAUCCACAACCUCUUAGGUUGAAAUGGCCUGCAGCCCGUAAAGGUAAAGGGACCCCUGACCAUUAGGUCCAGUCGUGGCCGACUCUGGGGUUGCAGUGCUCAUAUUGCUUUAUUGGCUGAGGGAGCCAGCGUACAGCUUCCGGGUCAUGUAGCCAGCAUGACUAAGCCGCUUCUGGCAAACUAGAGCAACGCACGGAAACGCCUUUUACCUUCCCGCUGGAGUGGUACCUAUUUAUCUACUUGCACUUUGACAUGCUUUCGAACUGCUAGGUUGGCAGGAGCAGGGACCGAGCAAUGGGAGCUCACCCUGUCACGGAGAUUUGAACCGCCAACCUUCUGAUCGGCAGGUCCUAGGCUCUGUGGUUUAACCCACAGCGCCACCCGCGUCCCUCCUGCAGCCCUUAGGUUACUGCUAAUGUACCUCUUCCAUCCUGCUUCACAUUAUGCAAAACUUUAGGGUGAUGUAGUCCUUGUCCAAUGCCCUUACAGUUCCAGGAGACAUGUACGAGGAAAGCAGGAGUGAGUGUUGGGUUCAGCCUAAUCUACUCCAUAGAGGCGGUGCGAGGUUCACAUGAGAUAGCAAUAAAUUAAAACAAAGACUGCUCACCUUUGGAAUAGAGUGGAGUGGGGGGUGGGAUUACAUAAAUCAAGGCAUUAUGUUAUAUAUCAGUUUUCUUUCCAAUGUAACCUCGUUGACUAGUACGAAGGUUACUGCAGAUUCCACACACCCCAACCCCCACCAGAAUGUCUAAGGAGGGGGAGCCAGGGACCUCUACUGUCAGGGGUUCAGGGACAGAGGCACAGGGUAGGCAGGAGAUGGAGAGCGAUGGGGAUGAAUCCCAGGACAGCGAGGAAGAGGAUGACAAUGACUCAAGAGAUUCCAUGAGUCUUUCCAGCGAAUCAGAGGAUUCCCAGAAGGGGGCACCGGUGGUCAAGGCCAGGGGAGCCCCAGGGGGAACGUGUCAAGAGCAGGGGGCCAGCGGGGGAUCCCAAAGUGGCAGCUGGGUGUCAGGACCAGCCUCCCCGCCAGAGUGCAGCGAAGGGGAUGGAGGUUCCAGUGUAUCAGGGGAAGCAGCUACGGCAGCAGAGAAGGGAGGGAGGUCGGAGCAAGCCACCCUCCCGGAAGGGGAGGGGAGUAGUGAAGGGAGUAGUGUAGCUGUCAAAAGGAAGGUUAGAGGUUGGGCGCACGCGCCAAGUUCAAAUGUGAAGGCGCGCGGAAGUACAGGGAGCCCGGAGGAGGGGCCAGGUCCCAAAGCCCGCAGGAGGGGGGAAGAGCAAGCUGGGGAUUCCGCGUCAGGGGAAUCCAGGAGGGGCGAAACCCCAGCGGGCAGGAAGACCCUGAGGAAAAGGAAAGAGAGGAAGAGGUGGAGCAGAGCAAGCCUCUUAAAUUGGUGCAGGGGAGGGACUGACUCAGAGGGGACUUCAACGGUCUAGCCUCGGAUGUGAAGCAAACAAUGAACUCCAAUAAACACUUUUGUAUAUAAGAAGAGAUUGGCGUUGGUCUUUUGUGAGCUGAGACCUGAGGCAGCCCUGACAUCUACUUUUCAAAUAUGUUGAACAUCCCAAAGUGGCUGGCCUGGAGUUGUUUGGUUGGCUCAGAUACGCCUGCUUUUUAAGAUCGUCUUAUUUCCAAGUAUCCUAAAUAGCAAGUCGCGACCUCUGUGAAUGGUUUUUAUCAUAAGCAGCUAAGAAAUGAUUCCUCCAGGGAGAGAUUGCUGCAAAAUAUUGUCAACAGCAGUGCUGCAAGGUCUGUAGUAGCCUUUUAAUGUUUGUUGGUGUUGGCGCAAAGUAGAAUCUGUUAUUUCAAAACAAGGAAAGAGACUCUGAGAUGAAAAUAUUUAAUAAGAUUAAAUAUUUGUUAGUGCAAAACAGACGAGGAUGAAAAAAAGAGGGUGGGGUUUAACUAAGAACAUAUUCCUUCAGCUGCAUCAGGAAAUAAUCAAGAGCCAAAAAGAGAGUGUCUGAACUUUUGCUCCACUUGAAACAAUAACUAGGAACUUGCUUCUAUUUUAGUUUUCUUGCUUAGCCCCUUGGUUUGUAUGCUGUACAGCUUACGCUUGCCAGGUGGGAUCUACAAAUGAGAUGCCACCCAUUUUAAAAGUGUCCUUUAUUCCGGAACAUAUCAAAUGUACAGCCUUGUUACUUUUUACGUUUAAGUCUAGCAGUCCUUGUGUAGCUAUUCUCAUGCCAAUUAAUUUUAGCCUUUGUUGAGUUCUGGCGUUGAGUGUGUUGGGGUUGAGCCCAAGAGUGGAAUUCCAUGUAGUGCUAAGUGGGGUAUGAGGUUCACCUCCACAAUGGGACUUUCUCUCCCCCUCCCCUCCCCUUCCCUAAACUUGCUCUGUUUUCUCCCCACCCCUACCCUCCAAAGCAGAUUUAGAGGCCAAGGGGUGGGCUAGUCCUGUUGCACGAGUGGACCACAUUCUGCACAUGCAACCAUUAGCCCAGAGAGACUUUGAUAGACCUUGCGGGAACUUGUCAUCUCCAGAGCAGUGGCUGAGGAUAAAAUGGACCAUCCUUGGAUACCCUUGAAGGGAAGAGGGAAGGGAUACAUGUGUUAUAAAUAAGAUGUCUGGCCACCUUGAUGAUUUGGGGCUUUGCUACAUUCCUAUGUAGAGGAUGGCAAGGCUUGUUUUGUCGGCAUCAGAAGUAUGUUACAUGUGCUUUGUUUAUCCUUGUUGGUUGGCUGGUUUGCAUUGUUGUGGAGAGGAAUCAGUAAAGGUAGUCCCCACCUGCAGUUUGACGGGGUACAGCUGACAGCAGAUGGGAUUACCAUCUCAUGUGCAGCCUGUGAGAACUACACCAUAGUUUGUAGGUGACACUUUUUGCUGAAUGUGAUGUCUCCCUCCAUAGUCAGUUUUUAAUUAUUCAUUCCUGCUAUUGCCCUUUUUACUACUACAUAACACUUUUAAUUUACACAGUAUUGCAAUCUUUAAUGUGUUUGCUUUCAACCCAAUCCUGUGAGGUAGCUCAUUUAAUAUCCCCAUUUUUUAGACCAGCAGUGAGAACAGUGAUGUUCCCAAAGUCUCACAGUGAGUCUAUGGCUGAGCUAAGACUUUUUAUCAUUGAACACAUUGCCUCUUGGGUAGCAUGACUGCCUCUUAAUUGGAUUUUCAGCUGUCUUCUGGAACUGUGUCCCCAUUUUGUUGGCAGCAUAAGUGACGCCUGUUCUGUUUAAUUUGCCUCUAGGUCAUGGGGAAUGCCACUGUGGGGAGUGCAAAUGCCACCGUGGUUACAUCGGGGACAACUGCAACUGCUCGACAGAGACGGGCCAGUGCCUUUCCAACGAUGGCCAGAUGUGCAGUGGCCGAGGCAACUGCAUUUGUGGGAAGUGCCAGUGCACAGAACCAGGUGCCUUUGGAGAGAUGUGUGAGAAAUGCCCUACCUGCCCAGGCGUCUGCAGCACAAAAAGGUAUUCUGUGAGCUAGCUAGAGUGAAAACCCUUCAAAUAACAACUUGAUGACAGUGCCUGAUUAUGUCGCUCUCCAGCUUCAUUGGUGUCCAUCCCACCUGCCGAUAUACCUACAAAAAAUCAGGAAGCGAUGAUGCAUCACAGCUUGAACUUUACUUAUCACUAGAAUUCAGUGAGGUAGCUCAUCAAUAUUCCCAUUUUCCAGUUGGGGAAUCUGCAGCUGAGACAUGUGACAUGUCCAAGACUACAUCCAUGAGUCCACUGUGCUUAUUACGGCUUAUUGUAGAUGAGACUGUAGCUUUGAAGUACUUUCCAUACCUGAAGUCUUUGGCUCAGUUUUUGGCCUCAGCAGUUAAAAAGGUAGAAUUGGGGGGAAUCCGUUUGAGCUAGAGGGUAGGAGACUCAACAGUCCCAGGAUUAUGCAUCCACCGUCUGUUUUCAUGCAAGGCAGCAAAGGAUGUAGUUCUGUGGUAGAGCAGCUGCUUUGGAAGCUGAAAGCCCCAUGUUUGAUCCCUGACACCUCCAAGCAGGACUGGGAAUGUGUCCUGGCCGAGAGCCUGGAGAACUACUCCCAGUCUGCAUGGACAAGGACCAAUGAUCUGACUUGAUAUAAAGCAGCUUCCUAUGUUGCUGUGUUCUAUAGUUCUAACAUCCAUUUAGUUUGCAUUGAUGGAUGUUUGUUUUGCUUAAUGGCACUUGUUCAGGCUUGUACAGCUGGUGACACCCUGCCACCCCCAAGCUGAAUGCAACUCCUUGCUUUUGUACUGGAACCUGUCAGGUAUCUGACAACCUCCAUUUCCCCCCAAUUCCAAAUCAUAUAGCAAAAGCAGGUUUAUGAAGCUGUAAUAUGUGCCUGGUAUGCUGUGUUUUCAGCUUGACAGUUCAUAUGUUGUGGAGGCAUGCAUUAAUAGUAUUGUGUAUAAUGAAAUGCAUGAAAGAAUGCAAAAUGAUCUGAAGCAAUAUGCAUUUUCUUUUUCAUUUCAAUUUUACACAGCCUUAACCGGCUAAUUCUCUGUAUUAGCCUCCAAAGGUUGGAUACCUUCUCUACAAAACAGGACUGUCUUAAAUAUAAUUUCCCAGUGCAAAUCCUUUUUGGGGUUCUUCUUAUCACUUCCCCUUUCUUCCUUUUUAAAAAGUAUUAUUAGAGAGUGACUAUUUCUUCUUGAAUGGGAACCGUUUCUCCUUACAUACAAGAAACAAAUGUGUAGCCAUGUCCCCUGUACCAAUAAAAUCAGCAGCAGCCUUUAUAUGUGGUUGCCACAGAGGGGGAAAGGUUUUAUUUUGAGAAAACGUCUGUCCAUGUUAUUCCCCAGGCAAAUAGUGGUUGCUACUGUGCACUGAGACUUGUGGGGCAGAAUACAGGGAGGCCAACAGUCGGUGGAGCCAGAGAGGAUAGACAAAACCAGUGACAGACAGAACCCACUAAUUCUAGUUUCGCUCCCAUCCUCCUUCCUGCUGAGUUCUACGAUGGGAACACUUGAGACUAAGGAGGAGGAAGCUGGUGGCAGUGCCACUUCCCUGGACUGGUUCUAAGCAAGAAGGCAGGUGGGGACCGGCCGAGGGUAAACGGAGGUUGGUGGGGCAGUGCCCCAUUCCCUAUGGGGGCAGACUCCACUGCACGCAGAUGUGAUUUGAAGGGAAGUCUAUCAAUCUCCUCUCAUUCCUCUUUCUAAGGGACUGCAUUGAGUGUAUGCUGUUUAACUCAGGAAGACUGGCUGACAACCAGACCUGCCAAAAACACUGCCGGGACGAGAUCAUUACUCGAGUGGAUGUUCUCAGUAAGUACAGGCAAGAUAAACUAGGCAGAAUCCUGGCAGAAGUUGAUGCUGCUUAUCAAAGUCUCACCACUUUAGGGGAAAGGGAAUUUGGAAUGUAUUUCUUUAAAAUGUAGACAAAUGGUUGAAUGUAUUAGAAUUGUAAGGGAAAGGAACAUUAAAGAACAACUGUGUGCAUAAGGUAGGAAGAGAAGUAGCUGAGAGGUGAUCCUGUUGUAUAGAUAUAUUGGCUAGUGAUACAGGAGACAAUAGUUUCAGUUAAACAGGAGUGGUCUUUCUGUGGCCCUCCACUUGUUGCUGGACUACAAUUCCCAACAUCCCUUAGCAUUAGCCAUGCAGACUGGGGCUGAUGGGAGUUGCAGUCCACCUCUGAGUUAAAAGAAAAUUGUUGUUGCAUGAUCUAAUGGCAACAGAUAUAGCCAGCCACUCUCUGUCUGGAGUACAUUGUCAUGUGGACUGAGUAGUUUGGUAUCUCUGGACUUAAAGCUUUUGUCACAUUCCAUUUCUCGUGUGUGUGUGGCAUUUGCGGGGGGGACGGACCAUCACAGCUGUAGCUGCUCAGCUGUACUUGUGGCUCAACCCCACUCCCACCAGUUCACAGACAAUGACUAUUUGCCAUUGCAAAUGUUGCAACAUACUUUUUUUCUUCCUCUUUGUCUGUCUGUGGUGAGUUUGUUUGCUAUUUAAAUGUGACUCCAUUAUGAACCCCUAGGGAGAAAAGUCCAGAUUUUUUCAUUAAUGGCAUCCAAAACUGCCACAGAGGUGCGGGGUGUGUGGGGGUGUGUUCUUAAAAAUGCCCCUGAAAGCCCUUCUGGGUAUUUGUAUAAACUUCAGAUAACAACAUGCAUACAGAUAACCCUGAAAUGCAGGCUUUUCGUUUGAAGCUGCUUUCCAAACUCAUAUGCUUAAGCUCUGCAGAGAUAACGUAGCCAAUAUUGUGUUGAAUUGCAUGCAAAGCUCUUCCUGUGUAAACAGAAAAAUUCUGGAGAUCCACUUUUGGGAAGUGAUUUGCACCAGCUUUAUAAGUCUAGGGUAGAAUUGAACUGAAACAUUUGCGUUCCUUACUUGCUCCUUUAUGGGGUCUCAACAGAGGCAUGGACUCUAUGGCUUCUGUAGCCACCACAAUUUGGACAGAGCAUAACUAUGGUGGCAUAGUGAUCAUAUUGGACUCCUUCAAACAUACUUCCUCACCUCUGCCCCAGAGUGGCCUAUUGGGAUCCAGCCUCUUCCAGGCCCUGGUUCAACACUUUCACAGCCUCUCCCGAUUCAGACGGAAUGGGGAGAAAUAUGUGUGCCAUCCAUGCUCCAAAUCCCUGGAUGACAGCUCCCAUUGGCUUCAUAUAGAUGUUGAAUAAUAUAGGAGAAUGGAUCCUUCUGCUUCACCUUCACAUGCAGUGGCCAAACCUGCAGUAGAUGGGUUUUUCCUGCAAACCCAUCUGAUGGGCCUUUUCAUUUCAUCUAACAGCCUGUCCUUAUAUGAUCCACUGGGGGUGGGGGGAGAAACUGCUUGAAACAGCCGUGUCUGCCCCUCCUCCUCCCCCAACUUCCCCCUUUCUCUCAAAAAUGACCCUUCAAGCAAUUUCUGGCAAUAAAAACCAUUCAGCACAUUUUUGAAAUGCAAACACAGUGGAUUGAUUGCAGUUUUGAUAACAUCUCCACUUUGUCAGCACUUUGCGCCUCAAAAUGAGACUGUUGUCUGUGGAGUAUUCAAAAACGAAGGCAAGAGGAAAGCAAAAGGAAUCCACGGGAGAGAGUGCAAUCCCUUGGCAUUGAAGCCAGCAUCAUUUAGGAGCCUCGUUUUCUCAAUCUUCCUUUUGUUAUUAGGGCUUUACUUAUUAGCCUAAACCAGAUAGGCCUUUCGUGUGCAUUCUUCUGAAAAUCUGUAGCUGGGUUCAAAAAUGAUGAGAUGGAAUGUCUGAUCAGACCCUAGGAGCCUUUACAAAUUGUUGGUUUAUUGCUCAAAAAGUGAACUUGAUACUUGGUUUUAGCAGUGUUCCAAACAACUAGCAUGAGAAACAGUGGGAUACACUGCUUUCCCUCAAAUACCACUUACGUUUUUUGUUUUAAUUAGUUUUUUGUUAAAGAUUUUUGUGUUACAAAAUGAACGGUUAAGGUACAUCUGUUGCCUCCACUUUCAAUUCAGUCUUUUUCACAGUUCCUUUACAUUUAGUGAGAGACACUUUUGUCAUUGACAUACUGCAUUUGGGGGGAAAGAGUGUGUGGACAUUUUGUUCUUUUGUUCUAUUGCCUAUUAUUAGUGUUGGGGGUUUGUGUCAGCAUCACAUGGGUAGGUCCUUUGUUUAUGUAUUUAUUUUUAUUGAUAAUGCGAAAGGUUAGGGGUCCGGUCCCAAGCUUGGUUGGCUGCAUUCAGUUGAUUGCGGUGUGGCUUGUUGGGGGGGGGGGUAGGUUGUUGGGUCAGGUUAGCCAAAUUGAUUCGUAUGCUGUUUGUGGGGAUAGAUCAUUGUCCUGUUGUGCUGUGUAUGUAAAGGGGAGCCAUACCACGGUGAAGGCAUCCUUCUUGGCUUGUCCCCAUGCUAGUUUGAGUUUGUUCGUUAACGUUUACUAGUUUAACUUCUUGGUAAGGCUCUAGAGCAGAUAGAGAACCCAUGGUCCUCCAGAGGUGGUUGGGUCUUCAGCUGCCAUCAGCUCCAGCCAGCAUGGCCAAUGGUUAGGGAUGAUGGGAGAUGCAAUUCAGCAACAACUGGUUUAUAACAAUAUAAGAGCCGGCUGGAUUAGGCCAAUGGCCCUUCUAGUCCAGCAUCCUGUUCUCACAGCGGCCAACCAGAUAGAUGCCUGUGGGAAACCUGCAAGCAGGAUCUGAGCACAAGAGUACCCUCCUGCAAUUUCCAACAACUGAAAUUCAGAAUUAUUCUGCCUCUGACCAUGGCACAGCAUUGCCUCCACAGUUCAUGGAGACAGUGCAUAGCCUCCAUUAUGGCUAGGUGUCUCAUCCUCCAUGACAUCUGUUUUAGAAGGUCCAUCAGAACUUCUCCAGUGAUGCACUACUGAAUCAAGAUGUUUAGCAGGGUUACAUUUGAUUCCUCUCCUGACUGAAUGUCUGUAUACCAGUUGCUCUUAGUUUGGUCUGAAGUUGUACAUGUACAGGUAGGGAUUUGUGGGCCAUCUGCUAUCAGGAGUAAUGAAGGUUGAGGCAUCUUUGAAACAGAAGCUCUUUGUGGCGACUGCAGAGGUCUGUGCUUCUGACACGGUCCACAAGCCAUCUGCCAAGCAGCCAAACGCUCACACAGUAAGAGAGAUGAAAAGGGAAGACAUCAGAUUCUUAACAUGGGAGCAGGAGCACAGGCAGAUGAAAAGUAACCUGCUCAAGGAUACUUGAAGGGCCAAUCCUCCCAUACAAUCCUGCCUCACCCAUUCAGAUCCACCAAUGGAAACAUGCAGUUGCUGGGUGAAUGGGAUUUCCUUGUUUUCACACCCAGGCUUUGACACUCGUAAGUCUGAGGGGCCUUGGUGUUUUGCUGUGUGGUGGAAACAAAACUUUAUUGUCAGGCUUUUGGCCUAGGCUACUGAAUAUUAUUUUUUACUUCCUGCUAUAAUUUUGUUAAGCUAUGGCAUUGCUCAACUAUGUUUCAAAUACUUUUUGUAUGGCGUCAUUAUAUUGCUGGUAGUCACAAAGUUUAUACAUACAUACAUACAUACAUACAUACAUACAUAGUGUGGCUUUGCUUUUUCUAAGCACUCCCAUUAGAAACUUGAUUGCUUAUUCCCCAAGGGGACAAAGUAGUGUUUAAAAACUGCAAACCCAUAUGGGCAAAAGUGAGAGAUUUGCCAAUGAGACCUGCCUGAGGAUGCAAUUUUCUGACCUGCCCCCAGAUCUCCGGCCACAUAACUAUUCAGUUUAAUGCCUUCACUUGACCCUAUGCAGCGUAUCUAUCACAGCAUGUUUUUCUGUAAUGCACAACAUUGACCUUAUCAGUGUUGAAUAUUUUAAUCUCCAUCUCCCCGCUACUCCCUGUGCCCCAACUGGAUUGCAAAAUUAAGCUUAUUUCCAGACAAUUACUUCCUCCAUGGAGAUUGGCAUAAGGAAAUGAAACUUCCUCUUCCAAAGAAAGCCUUCCAAGUUUCAGUUUUGUUUGGCCUUCUUUCAGAGACACAUAGAAAUUCCUCUUUAAGGAGGGCAGGGCCAUACCAACAUCUCCUUUGCAAUCUUGGAGUUGUGUUUAUCCAUAGCUUUCAAAAUGUUUAGGCAUGCAGCCGAGUCAAUCUUUCACCUACUCACUAUGUUAAUGGUUUCAACAAUUUUAGACAUUUGAAUGGUUUCCUAAUUUGCUCCAUAUGUACCAACAGGAAGGCCGUCAUAUUGAAAGGAAUCCAGAGACCCAAGAGACUUAGAAUCUCAACAUAUUCUUCCAUUUCUGGGGUCAAACUAAUGGUAAUUCAAACAUGUGUUUUGAUGCGCUGAACAAAUGCCCAGCAAAACAAAGGGAGCAUCUAAUGCUGGGGAUAUGUUAUAGGUUGAAAUGUUUUUCAACAUAUGCCGCAAUAUGCUAGGGUUUUAAAUCUUUGUGUUAUAAAUAGGAUUGUGUUACAUUUUAUUCCAGAAACUGAUGACCCUCAUUCAGUCUUGUGUGCUUACCCAGUGAAGGACUGUGUGAUGAAGUUCACCUACACGGAACUCACCAGUGGAAAGACAAACAUCACUGUUCUCAAGGAACCAGGUUUGUUAUAUCGUGCAUGCUUUGUGCUGUUUGUCCAUACCACCAAGGCAAAAGUUUGGUUGUGGACUUGACUGUAGAAUCCCUUAGAAUAUUUUGCUUCUUUUAACACCACUAAGGGUACAAGACCUUGGAUGUUGUCCCUAAAUACUCUUUCCCUUUUCAGAUGUGCAGAAAACACACGAGCAGUUUUAGGUAUUUAAGGCGAACCAAGCCUUCCCCCUUUGGGGGCUUUAGUGUGGUGGGGCCACUUCCACAGCCCUGCCAUGCACAACAGCCAGGGCUGAAAGUGAGGGUUUAAAUUGCUGCACCAGCCUGGAGAUGGUGCAGUGAUGGAGCCUGAUGCUGAUGGAUCCUAGGCUAGCUCAGCCUCCCUGCCCCCCAUAUACCGUGUUUUGAGACCUUUCACUGGCUGCCCAUAGUGUCUGUAUAUUUCAAAGGGGCAGUUCUGCAUUGCACUGUUGAAGGCAGCCGAGUCCAGCUUAGCUGGGAGGAGACAGCUGAGCACAAGAGGGGUUUGGAUUGCUCUGCCCACUAAUUAAUUUUCACUAUGGGGGAAAAUACUGCUUGUAGGUUAAGCCAGAAGAACAGAUUCACAUAGGGAGUGGUCCACAGAAUACUAGUGAGAGGGGAUGAAGGUUGAUGGUCAGUAAUCAGUGCCAGGCACAUCUGGAGCACAUCAGAAGAAUCUUGUGUGAUGGGAUGAUGAAGUCAACUUACCUCAGUGUUGCAAGCAUUCUUGCCAGAAGAAACAUCUGAGCCAAUUGGAGCUUAUUGGCUAGACCCAAAUCCCCACCCUUAUUUUUAAGUCUAACUAUGACCAAAGUAAAAAAGAAUCUAGAUAAGCAAUGGUAUAGCAUGAUAAUCUAAAGCUCCUGAUCUAAAUAGCUCCAGUCUUCGGGGAAAGAGUCCAAUAUUGGAUUUAAAAUUUAAAAAAUUAAUACUUUUGUAGUUGAAAAGUUAGGCAGUAUUGUGCCCUACCUUAGCUUUAGGGAAUUGAAUGCAGUUGCUGCCCUGGCCUUGGCCUCCUGUCAAAUUAGCUGAGCUGUGAGCUUGAGGUGGGUGGGGCAUCAUUUUCAGAUGGCAUUCCUUUCUAGGUGACUUUGGGGCUGCAUGCCAGUGGUGGACAGGGCAGAGCAAUGGAUGUAAAUUUUAUCUAUGUAAAGUAGGCCAGUUUGUAUACGCACCUGCAUUCCCCUCUCUAGCUUCCACCUAGACAAGCAAGAGGCAUUAUCAGAGUUCAAGGACGCAUUCUGAGCCAGGCAAACAUGCUCAAGGAGCGUGUGAAAUAGAAUGUGGCCUGGGAAGAGUGUGGCUGAGGAAAGGGUGAAACUUGGGAAGAGCCUAGGCUGAGGUUCCCCACCCGUUCUUAAAAAUGCUAUACAUAUGGAGCUGUCCCAUGCAGCAAGCAAAAAGACAUGUGAAAUUCCCCAUCCAGUGACCUUAUAUGUGCACAGAAGUAGCCACUUGCUGGAUUGGGGAUAUAUAAAAACUCAGCUGCUGCAACAAUAUAUAUGCUGCAAAUGAAUUAGCAGAGCUGAUCAUAUGUUAAUAGUUAACUGUUGUCUCUGAAAUACUGCAUCAUAAAUUCUGCUGUUGGUUCUGAACCUUUCAGGCUUGAUAAACACCUGUAUUUGAAAAGGCAAGUUCUGAUGUUUACACUGGAUUUAGACAGUGUCCUUAUCAAUGAUAAUCAUUUCUUUUCCUUGCCAGAGUGUAGCACUGCCCCUGAUGCCAUGAUGAUCUUACUGGCUGUGGUAGGCAGCAUUGUGCUCCUGGGGAUUGUCCUCUUGGCAAUUUGGAAGCUGCUGGUCACUAUUCAUGACAGGCGGGAAUUUGCCAGAUUCCAAAGUGAGCGUUCCCGGGCAAGAUAUGAAAUGGUAAGCAUUCACUUCAUGGGGGGAACCAGGAAAGAGCUGGAAAAGGGCUCCGUGCAUAGGGGUGGGAAGAAAUGUGCACUGAGGAGUACAGAGCAGGAAGGGAAAGUCUCGCUUUACUCUGUUCAGGGAAGGAUUCAUGAGGGCUGCUUGAGACCAGAAUGGUGUGCAGGGAGGCAGAGGUGGCUCAGGUGCAGGGAUGCAAACACGUGCAGCGGCUGUGUUGGGGGCAGCUGAAGAGCCGCAAUGUACUGGCAGCUCAAAUUGCCUUUGCCCAGGAGGGCAGGCUGCGGCUUUGCUCUUGGGGCGGUUGGUCACUCCAUGAAGAAGACACGAGGCAGACAGAUGCAGGGAGCUUGAGAAUGUGCUACUCAGGCUCCAUGCGCUUGGCUGCCACCUGCCUGCUUGGAGAGACAGUGUGGCUUCCUUGAGCUGGUCAGGUGGGGAGAGGCAGCCCCCCCCCCCCCCGAUCAAGCGAGGCAUCAGGGCUCGCUCAGUUGGGGGGGGGGCUGCCUCCACCUUCACACUGGAGGGCUCUUCUAGUCAGUCACUCCUGAAGGGACAAAGCAGCUGGCCUCUGCCAGCCCCCUCCCCACCCCCAUGGCAGAGGGACUCAGGAGUGACAGUGGUUUCACCAGUGAUACAGUGCUAGUUGACGCCUCUAUCGCAGUCUGGCUGUCAUACUGGUCCUGGGUGAUGCACUGAUACAUCACCUAGGCCUACACAACACUAUUACAGACUUUAGGAGUGCAUGGGGAAAGAGUAGCAAAAUAACAUUAAGGGGAGGGGGAAACAAAUGAGAUUCCAUUGAUUUUAGCAGAACUUGCAUUUGGUUUGCAUGUCCAGAGUUUAAUCUCCCUGUAAAUACACAGUUUAUAUCACUUCCUUUUUUUCUUUUUUGUAGGCUUCAAACCCUCUUUACCGAAAACCUAUUUCCACCCAUAGCUUAGAUUUCACAUUCAACAAGCUUAACAGGACCUAUAAUGGUACAGUUGAUUGACACUAUGCUUGAAGGUGGAAGAGAGAGUGGAAUGCUUGACAAUUGCUUGGCUUCCUCACCGCUUCCCAAAAAGGAAGACUGAAUCCUCUACAGUGGGACAGUAUUCUAAACUUUGACUUGAAUGUCAGGAGAUGGCUUCUAUUGCACAUUGAGGACAAAUGGGUAGCAGCCCAUGUGCUCUGCAGAUCUCUAACCCAAGCCCCGCUGAUGUGCUCAGAAUGUGUUGUCACUGACCUGGAGUUCUUGAUGCCUUGGAAGCGCCAACCUAUUGAACAAUGUGCCAUAUAGCAGCUUCAGCCAUAUCUCGGUAGGAAAAAAACAUGCAGGUCCAUUUCAUAGGGGUAUUGUGUCACUGCUGGUUUUCAGGGGAGAAAAACUAGCAUUGGAGAAGGUGGUGGAAGCAUUGGUUUUUUAAAAAAAAAAUAUCCAGGUGUUAAACAGUUUUUAGAAUAAAUUUUUAUAUUAAAAAAAAAAUAAAAGCAAUUGCAUAUAUGUGCUAUGAGUAUACUUAUUCCUUUGCUUCCAUGAUCAAGUUUCUUUUAUGAAAGAUGUGUUGCACUAUAUUUAAGGGCUUUUUAUCAGAAUUUAAAUUAAUAUAAACAAGGAAGACUGCUUGUUCAGCCCAUCAGUUUUAGGUUAACCUGUACACUUACAAACUGCUCAGUUAUCUGAAAUUCUACACAUGCUUAGCAUCUGGUUGUUAAUCUUUUUAACCUGAAUUUAUCAGCCCCUAUUUGCUCACUACGUGACCCAUGGUGAAAAUAAAAUAAACCCAAGUGU